Porites lobata is the source of this 45925-nucleotide messenger RNA. The record is from the annotation of a GenBank genome assembly. Lineage: Eukaryota; Metazoa; Cnidaria; Anthozoa; Scleractinia; Poritidae.
AUGGAGAGGAAACAUAACAGUGCAGCAAAACUUUCCCUAUUUGUAUCGUUUCUUUUUGUGUUACAAUUCGGCUGGAUUCUCGCGGAAACAUGUGAAAAGAUCGACAACUGCUCAUGCCGAAAAAGCAACGGGAAAGUUAUCAGCCUGAGGGAAAUCGAUGGACCUAGUGGACCUGCGUGAGUACAUCUUAUAGCAACUAAACGUUUUUUCUUCCACGAGUGAGUAAGCGCAAAUUUAAGAAAGAAAUCACCACAUUACUUAUGUAGGUCAGUGAACACCCAUCAGUAAUAUCUAGUAGUAUUCUCAAAGUGGCUCCGUUUCAAAUUGGGUUCGCAAGCUCAAUGGAUUUAUGUAUUACAAAUGGUCAACUUUCCGGAAGUGAACCCGGGGGGUAACAUUGUCAUUUUGGCCUAUGUGCCGCUAUAGACAUGUUUUGUGGGCCAGUUUAGUCACGAUGAUAGGAUAUAGAAAUCAAAGUUCCGAAACCUAAGCUCCUCCAAAUCUGCAUGGAAACGCAAUGCAUGUAAUCAAGCCCAGACUUGAGUCCUUGCACGUAAGCCGAUUCAGCUUAGUUAACCCUGGGCUGCCUGUGGGAUAGCCAAUCAAGUUUUUAUUCAGUAGCAAGUCGUCUCCGACCAAAAAAAGACAAAAUGGCGGACGCAUAGACCAGAAGGGGUUGUGUCUACAUUUUCUGUGCGAUUGAGACGAUCAAUUGACUUUUGAGGGGAGGGGGGGGGGGGCUGGUUAUUUUCAGAUGUUAUAAACAAGAAAAUAUGGAUAGCAUCAAUUCCACCAAUAUGAGUAAAAAUGUAAAUAAGCAAGUUACCCUUUUGAAACGAGAAAAGAUAGGUAUUAAUUUUAACUGGACUAAUGCAUGCCCUGAUACAUGUGGGAAUUUUGAAUUUUGUGAGGGCAUGUGUGUGAAUACGACCUAUUGCAUACCGCAGAAAAUUCAAUGGGUUUCUACCUUUUUGAUUGACAGUAUUUUUUAGGGAAAAGGGUAAUGAAUGUAUACCCAAUCAAAUAGAGAACUUUUCAUUUCAGUCUUAAAUGAGAACUAUACCUCGGCAAAGCACCCGGUACCAAAGGUAUCAACGAUGUGGUGGUAGCCAUGGACAGCUGUUUCAUUCUCAUAAGCAUUGCAUAGCCCCAGGCGAAAGAUCUCAUUUGCGAUCACUGACAUCGCCGGUUAUUACCAAGGCGAGUGCUAAAGAACUUCUUUAAGCGCCAGCCCCACCGUAGACAAGUGGUGUAGUAGAACUGGACAUUAUUUAUAGGGGUGAAAGUUUUGUUGUGGGAUUGAUUGCUUUUAUUUCUUUUUAAAGUUUCAAAGGAAUUCCAACUAAGGCGCCCUAUCGUACAACACUUGUGUUUGACUGGAAUCCUUGCACAAGGUUUAGCGAAGGUAGUAGCUGCAUUGACCUUUUGGUAAGUGUUUUAAAGGCUAUAUAGCAGUAAAUGGCACAAUUAAGCAGAUACAAAAGUCAUUAGGCAGCUGGCCCAAAUCUUACGAUUUAUAAGUAAAAGGAGUGAGGACUGUAGGUGGGGCAGCACUAACGUACCCAAGUGCAGUAGAUGUUCUCCGUCCGAAGAAUUGAACUCGGAACGACUGAGAGAAAAAAUUAAGCUUGCUGUUGGUCAGAGCAGUUCUCGAACUCAGGAUCUGCAGACAGCGAUUCGAUACGCUGAGAGCCUGCGUAGCUGGUGGAACCUUCAAGCGGAAAGCACCAAUGGAACGAAUUUUGCUAUAGGCCGCGAGAAGAAUGGGAAACGUCAACCCUGAUCCCGCCAGCUACGCAAGUUAAUGCUGACUGUGGCGUUUUUUUUAUUAUUAUUAUUAUUUUAUUUUUUUUAUUAUUUUUUUUUAAACGCUCAAAAUCCAUUCGCGGUUCGGGCUAAAGCAAUGUUGAUAUUUUUUAAAAAUCACUCUCUUGCAAAUAAACUUCCAAUUUAACUCGAAGUAGUUAAAACACUUUUUGUGCAUACUUAAGAAGGUAUUAAGCAAAACUGUACCUGCUUGCGGUGAAAGCAUGUUUCAUUUACAUGUAUCACAAGAUUAUUUAUUGGUCAAAAUUUGAAGGGCAGAAAUACAGUUGAGCGACACGGUCCCCUAAUAGCUUCCCCUUUAUUUGCUUUUAAGAUCUGCCAAAAGUUUUCUUUGUCUCCGGAGAAAACCAUUCCAUGCGGUGCCACUGUUGGUAGUUUUGAAGUAAACAGCGAAGGAAAUACAGUCAUGAAUUACGAGCCUGUCGUUGACGCAACCGGAUACAAAAGGUAGGUUAGAGUUCUUGUAAAUCGGCCUGCGUUUAAUAACAUAUACUUUUAAAAACCACUGAAGACGUGAUUUGGUUAAUUGAUGGUAAGCGACUGAUUUUGGUUAUUUAUGGCUCAGUCUGUUCCAAGCGUUCCCAUCCCCAGGUCCUACUCAUCAAAAGUCCUCCCGGGGGUGGCGAAUUUGUCAUAUAAUAAAUUUGGUUAGUCUUCUGCCUCUUUAAAAAGGAAAGCCUAUAGGAUAAAAAGUAUAUAAGCACAACCUUUAUUCAAGAAAUUAUAUCAAAUUCUGCUUAUUGUUAAGGUUGCAUGAAAACGUUGUUUGUUCAUUUGAAGCGCUAAAAUUUUGUUUGGUCCUCAUAAAACUUGCCUGCCCCUCUCCUGUUACAUGAUUUCUGCGGUAUAUUUACCUCACAACCUACUCCCCGCGUGGUUUUCUUAGACAAGUAACUUUACUCCCUUUUGUCUCUCUUACCACUGACUACAAAGUUUCUCAACCAUUACGUUGAAAACGAAAAAGUAAUGACCUAAAGUUCGUCUUAGAUCAAUGCACGUGCUUUAAUAUCGGAGCCACCUUAAACAAUUAAAAAUUCCAUAAAAGGAGCGAAAUUAACCCAAAAUUGCAACCCAAAGUUUGAUGGUUUUAUAAAAAAAAAUCACCUUUACCACACCCUAACCAGAGGGAGGGGGCGAUUUUGAAGAGAAGACCACUAUAUUGAGAGAAAACGUAAUUGAGGGCUUUGACGAGCUGUGAAAAGAAUUUGAUAGCCUGUGAGCGAGCUCUCCGGGACGCUCUGGCGGCGGGGCUCGGAAAGGAAUGAGACCUUGCAACUACGUCUCUACGUCUCUCUCUCUCUUCUCUACAAGCCGGAAGGCCGCAGUUGAUGUGAACACUUUCCACAUGAGAAAUUGGUGCUGAAAACCGUUCAGUGAAUUAUUUUUAUAAUUAUUGUUAUUAUUGUUAUUAUCAUUAUUAUUAUUAUUAUUUUGUUAUUAUUGUUGUUGUUGUCGUUGUUGUUGUCGAUGAUGAUACUUAUUGGUUUACUUGUCCAUCGACCAUCCAUUUCAAGUUUCUAACAAAAUGCGACAAGUGUCAUUACAAAGUGCGACAGCUUCUUUUUUUGCAAAGUGUGAUUUUCUGUUAUUACAAAGUGCGACAGCUUUUUAUUACAAGUGCGGCAGGUAUUACAAAGUGCGACAGAACAUGGAGUCAUCAGAGCUAACCGAUGCUUAUAUAUCCCCACCAAUUUGCACCAACUGACUAAUUUUUAGCUAGUGAACAUUUUUCAUCUUGUUUUUUUCUGGAUAUCCCAACCUAUCCCAUAAUUUCACGAAUUUAGUUUUUGUGACUUCGUCACUUCUCUUCUCUAUUAAAGCUGAAAGAAGACGUGGCACACAAAGGGAUUUACCAAAACGCUAGCGCUCGAAACACUCACUUUAAUGACGACAAUCACUUACAAAAUGAUGCCUAUCCUUUCUAAUUUUUUUUUUCAGGACCUUCAAAAUUACUCUAAAAUGUGAUCCUGGCAAAUUUCCAGGCUACACAGACGGUGUUACAGAAGUUUACACUCCCUUAACAUCAGAAUACGUAAGAACUAUGGUUCUACAGCUGUAUUUGCCUUACUUUUAUUUUCAAUCAAAAGAAAAUGAUUCCUUCUCUUUUCACAUUCUCUCUUGUUUCCGACUGUGUUUUGGGCAAAUGUUUUUCCAACAUAACGACACUGGGAUUUGCUCAUGGCUAUUCGAGUACUGCCUAUGAUUAAAACGACCUUUUAAAAGGCGAAAUACCUUCACUCCCAAAGUUUUCUCUAAGUUAAAAUCUGAGAAAAAUCUCAAAUUUCAUAUUGUUAAGCACUGAAAAUAAAUAGGACAGGCGAGAUAGAGAUUACUGUAUUUGAAUGGUCACACCAUCAAAAGUUAAAACAACAAAAGUCAAAAGUUAGAACAACAAAUGAUUUGCGUCUUAUCUUCAAGGUAGGUUACAGACCACCCAGAUUGGUCAAAAUAUCUCACAAAAAAGUACAGAUAACGUGUGGUAUUCCUCAAGAGCCUGUUUUAGGUCCAAUAUUAUUUCUUCUUUAAAAUAAUGAUAAUAACUGUCAACGAAAAACUUUGUAAUUUAUACGAUUGGCUCUGCUGAAACAUAAGUUUUAAUGUUGAAUCAAACUUUUUAAUCUUUCAUUCAUACCUCAGUUAGCUGUAAAGAAGAUAUAAAGUAUUUGGGUGGUUGAACAUGUCUUAGAUAAAAUAAGGAAAGCAGACUUGUUCCUUAUGCUGGCUGGCUUCAACGGUAGUUGAAUUUGUUUACAGACAACAAUUUACUCUUUUAAACUGUACUUUAAUUUUCGGACAUUUAAACAUUGUGCAUUCAACAUGUGUCGAAACUUUACCUAAUUGAUCUGUUUGUUCGCAGAGUAUGACAUUUUCGUCAAAAUGCGCGUGUGAUGAUGGCUGUUUCAAAGAAUCCAGCUGAAGGGUGUACAGGUCUUGACAUUGGAAUCGUUUAUAAAUAAUGUGUAAGUAUUUCUAUUUUGCAGCCAAGGGUGAUGCUCGAAAAACCAAGUAGACAUAUCCACUAUUUUGUCGUCCUAUUGUGUGAAGUUUCGUUAAUAAUGUCAUUGUGUGAGGGCCAGGGAUCAUUGUUUGUGUUCUUUGUGAUGUCACUUGAGACUUGCUACUCACUUGGCAUAGGUGCACCAGCCUCAUCCAAGCAGCCUAAUAAAAUAGCAUACUCUAAUGGUGUAUUUUUACAAUAACUGAGUGAUUCCUCGCGCGCUGACUGACUGGCUAAUUUUUACCAUUAACAAGGGGACAGAUGGAUAAAUAACUGGCGCCAAUUUUUUUAACGUUAUAUUAGCACCUUAAUUAUUCCAGCUCUUUCAUAACGAAAGUCAGAAAAUUUCGCCCAGCAAUCAUUUGAAAUUUAUGGAUAUUCCGAUUAGCUAUUUUUACACCAUCCUUUCCAUUACUCCGUACACGUGGUUGCAAAAAAAAAACCAUAUCCAUAGUCAUUAUCACGGCUACCAUAAGUUUGUUAAUACGCGUAGAUGUCGGAAGAGACACUUAAGGUCGACGAGAACCAAGAUGACCAAACCUUUCGGAUAUUGUUGUCCAUUUCUUUACCUCGGCAUUUAAGAAAUUCAAAUUUUAGGUUUCUUUUUAAGAGUAAUUAAAAGAGUUUUCAAUAGUAUAUUCCAUAAUUCAAAACUCUUUUCAGUCUUAUAAGUCGAUAAUUUUUACAGAUUUUGAGUUUUGAAUCUUAGAUUUCUUAGUGUUAUUUUAUUCUAUUUUCCUCUUUCGAUUUUCUUCUUUAUAUUUUAGCUAUUUAUGAGAUAAUUACAGGACCCUUUCGAUAACAGUUUUUUUAUUAGAACUGAUAGGUUAUCCUGUAUAAAUAUUCACGUUAUUAUUAUUAUUAUUAUUAUUAUUAUUAUUAUUGUUAUUAUUAUUAUUAUUAUUAUUAUUAUUGAGGGGAGGUUAGAAAAUUAUGGGCGCUUUCCACUAGAAAGCUCAGAAGAAAGAUACAUUCCGGUUGCACAGACCUGACCUUAGGACGCACGUUUGAUUCGCACCCAACACAACGAAACCAAAAUAAAACAGAAAUCAUGGGAGAAAUGGUCGACUCCCUUAACACAUCAUUAUAAAAUCAUUUACCUGUGAUUGUUGAGCACUGAUGCUUUAACAAAGCAGAAGUCUGCUGUUGUUUACUCACAGAUGGAGGAUUCUAACAGAGAUCCACCAAUAUCCGCUAUAUUGUACUUGUAAGCAGGACUGAGAAGAGGUUUUGGGGACAACAACUUUGUAAAAUGGAAAGACGCAUUUCGGUUCUACCGGUAGGACCGGUCAAAGUGCACCUUUAAAGGCUGUUCCAAAUAUUCAGGAGGGACUGAACCGAAAUGGUCCUUUCCAUUUGAAUUCUUGAAAAUUUUUUCAUUUAUCUAUUUUUUAUGCAGAAUGGAGUUACGUGCCAAAGCCUGAUUUCUGGGUGCAGCUCCCUCGGAAAUUUAAUGCCAAGCAAGAUAAAAAUAGUACUUAGAUUGCACUGUUAUAAAAUGAACACUAUUUCUAUCGUUGUGUAAAAUGGUUGAUUUUCGUGAUCUAAACCCAGCUGGAAGCUUUUAAAUAAGUCCGCUACAUGCUCUAGCAUGAUGUGGUCUUGACUUUGAAUAGCAAUAUAGAGCAUUUCUCAAAGCGUUCUAAGCAGACUAUAAGUAAUUGAUGGAAUGAUUGUAUAAACUUAAAUAUCUUUUGUGAGUACCUUUUUUGCAUGAUUUUUCCUGACCAGACCCUAGUUGUUAAAAAUGUGGAUAGCGCUAGCCACUGGGUAAAUCACUAUCCCGUUGAUAAGUGUCAGGUAAACCAACUGCGUUAUCCAAUGGAUAGAGAUUUACACGGCGGAUAGCGUUAUCCACCUUUUGAUGAACUGUUGCCUGGUCUAUAUGGGGAUUCAGUUAAGGUGGUCGCUCUAAGGUGUCCAUUCAGUGUCCUCUAGACAAAGCAAGCAAUUAAUGAAUCGAACUUAAGGUAUAUCUCUGACCAAAGGGCACAGGAGAGAGAGACCAAUAAAAUAAGUUUUAGAGAAAACCGUGUCUUCCCUUUUUACUGGGCUGCCUGUGCGCCCAGUCAUAAAAUGGGCUUUCGGUCGUCGGUGUCAAAAAGUGGUCGCCCGGGGGAGGGAAGACACGAGGGUCUGGUACCGAGAAAUGAUGUUCUCACAAAUGGUUUCAUAUGAGUUUCUCUUGCACGAACCCUGCACGGACACUUUUUGUACCUCGUCUGCGCUCCCCCUGAAAAACCCACAAAGCGUUGCGAACCUGAAGAAGGCUAUUUGCGUUGUUCGAAGCGAUUCGAUCAUGGGAGUCGCUCUAUAAUUUUUUUAUUGUUCGAGUUUAAGUCAGUUAGAUGAUGUUGGCGCUGGGAAACUCAGAGAAAUGCUCGCGUUGCAUUCAAACCGACACGCUGUUCACGGUAGGUUCACACUAAAAGAUGACUGUGAGCGUCAGGUUUGGAACGCCGUGGCCGCUUCGUGAACUCAAAGAGAGGAUUAUCGAUCGAUGUAGUACAUGAGCAAUUAAGAAGCACAAUUUAUGAGCAAGGUAUUUCACCAGUUGACGACACUAUGGCUGAUGACUUGAUUGUAAGCCUUCGUAGUCAGUGAAGCGAACAAUUCAGUUGCCGAUGAAUGGCACUACGCACGUCUAUGAGCGAGGGACGUGACAACUUUGCCAUGUUAGAAGACUGGCUUUUCCUUUAAAUAUUUCCUUCUAUUUAAUGAAACACACGCCACUUUGGAGGUCUAAAUUUCGGAUACUGAGGAUAAAGAAGACACGGUCAAAAAUAGGGACCCUGAGAAUUUCGCGCACAAUGCACAAGUUUAAAGCUUCACGGGAACAUCCCAUCCGGGAGCUUCACAGAGAGCGACUUGAGGAAAAUAGGAGCUAUUACUGACAAGGUUUGGUGACUGAGUAGAGCAUACAAGUGUAGCCCACGUCGAGGUUUCAGGGGGUUUGCUUUUGUUUGUAUUUGUAUCUUGCUAAGCUUUUAUCAUUAAAUUUGUACAUGAUCUUGUGAUCACAAUUCUGUGUUUUCGCCCAUUCAGCAAGCACGCUAUAUUGAUGUCAGCAUUAGCGAGUUUCAGAAACAUGCCUUUGAAAGUUUUUUAGCUCUCGUGAUGUCUCUUGAUAUUUCUUUUACCAUUUUAUGAAGAUGUUAACUGAAAUCACCGCAAAAUGGAAACUUAAAAAAGCGUAUAAUCCAUUUAUCUCGAAACAUAACACACAUGACUUAUACGACCUUUAUUUUCGUAAAGGUGUUUUGUAUACGAACGAACACAGUCAAUGUGAGGGGCAAAAACAGCAUUAAUAUAAAUGAACCAUAGGGUUUUAACUAAUAUAAGGAUCAAUUAUUGUGCAUUGAGAUGAAUCGCUUGAAAAGAGAGACUUCGCUUGAAGAUGUGAUCAGAAGUAAACAAAGGCAUAAUAGUGCGUCACGUUCAGUCUUUUUAAUAUCCAAGGAGUCACUGUGAAUAGUGUUUCCAUAUUGUUUAGCUGGCACAAAAACUUCGGACGAGUUAUAAAGCGGCAUAGUUAUCUUCCAUGAAGAAAAGUUAGUCUUGGGUGAGACAAACAGAACUGGAGCGAAUUUUUAACUCGCAUCGGUAUCAGGUAAAAAAUAUGUUAUCGAUCGUUUCAUCUAUUUACAUUGUUUGAAGUGCGUGCUGGUGAAAGCAACAUGCGAGCGAGAAGUCUUGAAACUUUUUUAGGUCUCAAAAUGCAAAGGAUUUUAUUCCUUUAAGUUAGAGAAAAAUACCGUGAGGAAAUCUUAAAACUGAAUAUUUUUCUUCUUGUGGAAAAAAUAAUGCGUUUUCUUGUAGACUGUGGACCGCAAAUUAGGAUCGCACUUUUCACAAACAUGCGAAUUCCGAAGUUCAGAAGCCAACCGACGAUUGCGUUUUUCGCUGGUGUCAAUCAUCUUAACGGACCUCUUAGGAAACAAAACUCUACUUCACGGGUUCAAAAGGUCAUAGUUUGUGAUUUGUGGAUUUCGAUCCGUUUUGUGUGUUUCUCUGUUUCAAGGUUCGUUGCUUUUGAUCGUAAUUAUGGGUGUGUUCCUUUCGGUGAAUCCAAAAACGGAUUUUAGAUCUAAGAACGGAUUUCGCGUUCCUUUCGGCAAAUCCAAAUCCGGAUUUUUGAUCUGGUGAAUCCUUUUUGAAAAAGGAUUCAUUGGAUUUGAAAUCCGAAGAAUCCAAAUCCAGAUUAACGGAUUAGUGAUCUACGCUGUUUCAUUCACAGUGGAUCCGAAAUUAGUCAGAUGAUCCAGCGGUAUUUCCAGUUGAAGUAUUCCCAUAGAGGCCGUAGAGUUUCCUCGUUGCUGUCAUUUGCCGCAAAAUAUCUGAAAACACUAGAAGAUUGUUCCUGGUACAUUAAAAUAUCCAUAUACUAACCAUUUGUCUCUAAAGAUUGCUUGAAAUCAGAAAUAAGUAAAAGUAACAAAUGGACUGCUAUCUAACUACAAACUCGCUUGUAGACGAGACAUGCACUCGAUCGUGUUACAUAAAAAAAUCCGUGUUAUGGAACUGGAUCAAACUAGCCGACAUUCUUUAGAUAAUUUUCAAUUUUAAGGCGCUUCUUUCUUUGUCUGUUUUAUAUCUUCCAUCGUCGCUAUUCGAACUGCCGACCACUAAAUCCUCCACGGUAUAAUCGCAUAAUUUGUCAAAGAGUAGAAAACACGUCAUUUUUUGAGAGGCUGUCGUGCAUAUUGCAUAUUGUAACAAGGUUACCAAGGUUACAAAUCCAAUUUCGGAUUUCACGUUCCUUUCGACCGCGAAAUCUGGCAAAUCUAGGAUCAAAAAUCCCUUUUUGGAUUCGCCGAAAGGAACACACCCAUAUGAUUGAAGGCAGCGAUAAACACAAUUGUGAAGGCGGCUUUUGAACUUUAGAGUUCGCAUGUUUGUGAAAAGCGCAGUAAAGUCUCCGUGCAGUCAGUGAGGCCCCUGGAUCAGGCGGGAUCAAUGGGCAGUUAACUGUCUGUUUUAGUAUACCUCUGGUUUUCAUAUAAUACAGUAUUUCUGUCUAGUGUAAAUCAGCUCAUUAUACUCGUAGAACGACAACAAUUUUUGUAAUUUCCAGUUACGUCAAGUUAUACUGUCACGCUAUAUUUUGGGGUACAGAGGUAUUAGGGGAGGGGUACGUGGAAAUAAUGCAAAUUGUUUCCUGCUUAGAAUUAAUGGCUAACUUGUUUUGUGUAAUAAGAUAAGAGGCCCCAGUUGUUCAAAAAAUGGAUAGCACUAUCCAGUGGAUAAAUUCCUAUCCAGCAGAUAGAUAUUAGAAAAAAAAGAUUUCUUUUCUCAAAUCCUACUUCCCAGUUCCAAGUUCCACUCUACUAUUCGUUGAAACACUAGACUGAAACUAAAGAUUUCUCAUGUCACGUCUGCUCAACUAGACUGCGCCACAGACGGAACCAAAUUCCUAUAGUAAGUCCGUCAAUGAAACAGCGCCAAAAUAAUCCUUGUUCUGGGCUCCCCGGGUACCAGGAUUUAAGAACGCGCCGAUAAGCCAGUGUUAAUUCACCAAUCAGCUUGACGGGAUAUUGGAAACGCACGUUGAGUCUGUUGGGGGCCCAGAACAAGGAUAUCGGCGCUAAUUCGCAGGCAUUUUUAUACUAAACUGACGGGGUUAGAUUACCUUUGCGACGCUUGCAACCUCUAAUAAACCAACUUAUCCAUCUUCUCCCGAAGUAUACUUCUCCUCUCGUUUCGUAAUGUUACGUUUAUUUGCAAAUGGGUGAUACGUGAAUCAACAUUAGAGAGGGCGUAACGUGACAAUUUUCAACAAACUUGACGAGUACUGUCUUUGGAAGCCCUUUAAAAGGGUCUUUAUAUUUGAUUUAAAGUACAGAGGAGAGGCGGUGGAGUGGCAGAUUUCAAAGAAGCACUAAACACCGGCUACAACUAAUUCUUUUUGGAUGCCCCAUAAAAAAGCACUUCAGAAUAUUAGUAAAAAGGAAGGGAAGUUUGUCUUAAAAUACUUUUGUAAGCAACAGAACGGUAAUUUGACGAGAAAUGCUAUUUGACGCUACUUGACGUUUUAAGUUGCCUUCAAGUAGCAUGUUACUAUGCGAAUGAUAAUUACAUUCUUAAGCUCGUGUCGGCCAUAAAGUACUAAAUGUACCUAACGUAUACUCGCUCAAAAACUGUAAAGGCCCGAAUAUUUUUUAUAUAUUUUUUAUAUUUUAUAUUUUUUAUAUAUUUUUUUUUAAUGUUAAAACAUUACAAAGAACUUCUAAACCCUAUCAGCUAAGGGUUCGAACAGAAAGCCAGCGAUUUUAGGUUACAAGUUUGCAAUAUGAAUUUGGUUGAGUAUUGAAAGCUGCUGCCACUAGAUCAGAAUUAACCCUUGACUACGUCUUCAAUUGAUGAACUUAAAAUAAUUGCCUCCUAAAAUGAAUUAACUCUUGACUGCUUGUUAAAUUCAUUAGCUUAAAUAAUAGACUCCAAAACUGUAAACUUUCCGUCUUCCUCGUGAAACAGUAGGUCGAUUUUAAACUCCGUCGACAAACCCUGAAUCUAGUCAACCUCUUCCACUCUAUCCCUAAACUUCCUAUCAUUAACGACACCUGAUUUUGAAUAUAAACGUUUGGUAGUAAGAAGUGACAAGUCCUUUUGGAGGCCAACGAUUCCUAAAAAAAUCGAACUCAUGAUAAAAGUCAACUCGAGCAAUAUUUUCCCUCAUCGUCUGGUUUCUUUUCAUGUUCGAAUUCGUCGGAAUUUUUGCGGAAACAUGUGAAAAGAUCGACGUCUGUUCGCGCAGAAAAAAAAAACGGGAAAGUUAUAAGUUUGAGAGACGUCGCUGGAGGUGCAAAGGGACCUGCGUGAGUCAACUAUAGUAACGUUUAAACCAUUUCCUUUUUUCAAGGUUCAAACAGCUAAAAUUGAUAGAGAAAUGCCAAUUUAAAUAUUUGAAAAUAAGCAAACACUUAAGGCUAUUCGAAUGCACAGUCGAUUUCGAAGCAGGUCCCUUUGAACGUUCACGUUUUGUUCAAUCUUUAUAUAAUAAUUACGAUGGGGUUACUUAGGCCUUGCGUUAACUUACUUUUUUGCCGCACGAACCGACAAUCGUAUAAACAGAUGCCUGCCAGCCGCUUUUAAGCUUAUAUGGUUAUUGAAGUAAAUUUUUGAACCAUUCCCUUAGGGAAGAAAGACAAGUUCAGUUUAGCAGGCCGGUGCUCUCUAACGGGCAGCGGCAUGUAGGUUUGUAUGUAUGUAAUGGGUUCCGGUCCUCGCUCCUACACUUUUACUUCCGCGAAGAGUUGCAAAAACCUAUCCGAUCUGUAAAGAUCCACUUUCAAGAUUACGGGCUCGGCGCAGCUUCCCUCUGUUUCAGAAAUCGAGCCAAAAUCCGGGGGGGGGGGGGCCAUCCGGUAUGGUUUUCGUGCCGGCGCAAGAGCUAUCCGAUAUAGUGUAAACAUAGCCUUAGGUGUUCGUAUACAUUUUUUUCAACUCGCAUACCUCUGAAUACGCACUAGUCAAAACAGGUGACUGACUGAUGUAUAUUAUUUUAAAUUCAAACUAAUUUCUUCGUUUCUGAUUGCCUCCAAUCCCAUGGUUAUUUCUUCGUAACCAGCUAGCGUUGACCAAAUUUGGAAGACAUCUGCAUUAUUGGAUUCGGCUUUCAUAUGGUAUGAAGAAUUAUGGAGAUCUCGCCUCGUGCUAAUCGGCCUAGGCCAAUAACACUCUCCUCGAUCUCCACUAUUGUCCAGAUCAUACUUAGCCUCAUUAAAUAAAUGUUAAUUAUAAUUCGAUGCAUAUUGUUCUCCCUUUUCAUUGGCCGAGAGCCCGCCACGUGACCUGCAAAUAACUGCCUACAAAUAAUGGUCUGCUCCUGCCCAAUGUCGUCUAACUUUAUUGGGCUGCAAAUAAUAUUCUGCUGAUACGUAAGAGAAACCACGCUUUUCUCCAUCUUGCGAUCACUCUCGCGUGAAAAUGGUAGCCUCCCGAAGAUAUUUAUCAAAAAACAAACUCGGUGACCGAAUGAUAAAACAAUUAUUGAACUCAGUUAUCGCAAAAUAUCGUGACUUGUCAGUGUCUCGCAGAUCAAUUAUUUGCCUCCGCCUUCGGCUUCGGCACUGACAAAUCACGAUAUUUUGCUCAACCUUGUCCAAUACUAGUUAAAUAUUCCACGGUGUCGUGGAAGGAACCACCAACUUCAUCACCCUUCUCCACAAAAACUACUCAAUUAAGACUAAACAAUAACACGCGAUUCAAAUAGUGACAUUCGGAAUAGACAAAAAUUCAAGUCAAAAUUUGAAUCAGAGAGACGUAAUUUCUUAACAAAGCCCAGAAGAGACGACGUGAUUUCUUGAAACAGCAGUGUUUGAUGGGAAGGAGCAAUGGAGUAUCAACAAAUACCCAGUUGAACUUUUCCAAGAUACUUGCGCCACUUUCUCGACCAAUUAAGAAGAAAAGCAAACUAGUCAGAUCUCGCUGGUAGGUGCACGCAGUGGUCAACUCGAGACUGCAUGCGUGACGCUUAUAUGUCAAAAUAGAUUUUGAAGAGAUCCGACGACUAUUACAUGUUUGAGAUUGCAUUGUAAUUUUGUCCAUUUUUUUAGUUCUAGCGGAGAGAGAAGCAAGGACUUUGGUAAUGACUGACAGAAUUAUUAGAGGCUUGUGUCUGUUUAAUCAAACUUACGUCGCGUCAAGAUUGUUGGCGUUAUUCCUCAGUGUUUAUUGGCGCAUAGAGUCGGAAAUAAACGCAUAUAGUAUUUAUCUUUAAAUUCUGAUUGGUUUAUCGGACUGACUGGUUUUGGUAAACUAAAGGCUUUAAUAGCAAAUCAUGUUGAGACCGUCUGGACUGAUCACCCAACACUGUUAACUUAUUGACAAGUGCUGACAUAACCUUGGUUCACAUGUAGGCUUUCGUUUAACGUUGUCUCGUCUCUCCUUUGUUCUCGAAAACAAUUGAUCGUGUUUACCCUGUUUGAAUAGUUUGUUUAAUACUUUUGGAACAAGGAUAUGAGCACAUAAAGUUACAGUAUUGAUUUACCGAUGGCAGCCAUAGGGUCUGGUUUUUGUUCUAAGAUAAUCGCAAUUUAAUUCUUAAAACGUUGAGGCUCUUCGAAACACCUCGCACAUAAGUGUUUAAUUGCUUCUAACAUUUGCCAAAUUUUUUUAAUUAUGCCAGAAACUAUAGCAGUUGCUUGGUGUUCAAAACGUUGUGAGAUGUUUAACCCGCGAUCACAUGGAGUAACUCGUCAUAGCUCUUUAAAGUGGAAAUUACUCAAAGAAAGUUAGUCAGAAUGUGAACCUGAAUCGCUACUCUCAGAGUCAUGGCGACCUACAUCAACCUGAAGAAACAAUGUGUCGUGUUCAACAUAGCGCCGGGUUUUUAACAUCUUGUGAGAUAUCAACCUGCGGAACCCUCGAAGCAUGGGGUUUUCUUCCACCGUAGGCCGACCCGAAAAACAGGGCGUUUGAUCGGGCUCCAAUACUGCUACAACAUUUUUCCUUUGCGAGGCAUCAGGUUGUUGGUCGAUAACCCUAAAAGUAACUACAUCACGAAAGGGCCAAGGAAGAAUGGCGUCGUAAUCGCCUUUCAUAAUACCAACAAAUACUGACAGGUAUCGGUUCUUGUUUGUUUGAUCUCCAUCUGGAUCGACGCGUACAUUUAACUUGUAGCCUUGUUUUCCUGUGUAGAAUUCAGCGAAUAUACUUUUAGUGUUUCCAUUCUUAGCCAGCUUUAAGACGUCGCUAAAACCAGUUAUCUUCCACACAAAUGGAGACGCACUGGUUAAUCUCGCGACCACUUUGGCUUGCGAAUCCACCUUAGAAUUCAGAGCGAUAUUGGCAGCUUUCCACUCUCUCUUAUCAGCAUCGAUCUGAGCACUAAGAGCAGAAUUAAAAGUCGCCAGUUCGCUGUUUUGCGCAUCCACCUUGGACACGAGGGCUUCUACCUUGGAAGUGACAAAUGAAUUAGUUGCUUCAAGUUUUUCGUUGAGAGCAGCAUUAGAUUCUUUCAAUUCUCCCACUUGCUUCUGCAGUUCAUCAAGCUUCGUCAUCGUUUCUUUAAAUGUUGAACACGUUAAGGCCAGAUGAAGUCUCGCCGUAGACUGGAGAUGAGCUUCAACUUUGUUUCGCUUAAUCUGAUUAUUAACCAUCAAAAACAAAUUAAUAACUUAACGCUUUAAUUGCGCCUCAUGGCCAGAGUCAAGUUUGUUCUAAGAAAAAUGCUUGAGUAGAAAUGUUCCUUCCAGCCCCCAAACACUGGUAAAAACGGAAUACGGGUAUUUACACGUACUCAACGUCUUAUCGAGUACAUGCAACUUAAUAUUAAAGUUCAGAAUAUAACGCGCACACAAAUUGGUUUAAAAAGUAUGGUUUAUUUAAGCAAUAGAUCACACUUUCUAUGGGUUUACCUGUGUGAUAACCCACGCGGGAUGGUGGGAGAACACGAAAAUAGCUUUUAAAUCACGAGCCGAAGGCAACAUCCCAAGUGGGUUAUCAAGUCGGUAAACCCAUAGAAAGUGUGAUCUAUUGCUUUUAUAAAAUAAAAGUUUUCUAUGAGUUUACCGGCACAAUAAACCAUAGGUUUUUAACCAAUCAGAACGCGCGUACUAUCUUACUUAUUUUAUAAAAGAGUAUAAAACAAGGAGCUAAAGAUGUCACGCCAUUCGUGAAUCUCACCAUACCGCGGUUUUGAAACAAGAACAAAGUUUCUAUGAGUUUACCGGCACAAUAAACCAUAGGUUUUUAACCAAUCAGAACGCGCGUACUAUCUUACUUAUUUUAUAAAAGAGUAUAAAACAAGGAGCUAAAGAUGUCACGCCAUUCGUGAAUCUCACCAUGCCGCGGUUUUGAAACAAGAACAAAGUUUCGCAAUUCAGGGUAAAAAAUACACCGGAAAAAAACACAAAUGAAAAGGGAAAGUUCAAAUGAAUGCUCGGUUUUCUUUUUUGCGAACAAAGGAAAGCUUUUGGUUACGAAAUUGUCCUUCGAGGAAUUUUCUUCACGGCGAAGCACCAAAUAGCCUGUUUUGAAAUUCAACCAAGGCAACGAAGUUUUCGAGGACUUUCAGCGUUACAUUUUUUUAACUCUGUGGUCAAGAAAAUUACGUUUUUAAAAGGGAAUUUAUGUAUGUAUUAAUGUUUCACAAACGUGUAGAAUUUUGCCAUGUGCUCAUUCGAAUUUUCUUGCUUUUAAGGAUUAACUUCUUAGUUUUUGAAUACAAAUUUUAAAGAAAUAACUUCUCUGUAUAUUGUUUUGAGUAUGUUCAUUCAUAAAAUUAGCUCAAACCCGAUCGCAAAGGCGUCAACGAAUCUUCAGUUAUACAUUUUUACUCUCAGGCUCUGUUUUUUGGGCACUUUUUGAUACGAAGCUAAAGCAAUUUGUUUUCAAAUUGUCAUGAUGUUAAUGACGUCCACGUUUUCAUGGGCCGUAAUACGUGCCAGAUUGAAAGCACUAUUUUACUUUCAUAAACUUAUUUUUGGACGUCAAAUGUACAUUCUUUUGCAUUGACAUUCACAGAAAAUCCUCCUAGUUUCUCCUUAUGAUACAUGUAGCUUUGGUGCUCUGACAGCUUUGAACGAUUUUGUCUUAUUCAACCAAUCAAAUCAUUUGGCCCAUUCUUAAAAGGAUUGUGAUUGGCUGAUUUAAUAUUUAACGGAUUCUUUAUCUUAAAACAAAUAAAGAAUCUAACCCUUGACUGUGCUCUGUUUUGUUGUAAAACACUCAAGAAGUAGGGACAAACAGUCGACUACGUCUCGUGUUUCCUCCUACACUUCUAGCCGCUUCAUGCGCGCUUAAACACAGCACAGUCAGGGCUUCUCCAGCUUCUCUAUUUGUUAAAUAGAAUAUAAUAAUGCAACAUUUUGCGCUGAUAGAUACUGCUACAAGUUCCCGUGUUCAAAGUCAUUUGUCUUUUGUGUUCUUCAUGACUUAUGAGGGGCACCCGACGAGAAUAUAGUUCAAAACUACACAAACAUAGCCUUGUUGAACGUAUUUUAGUAUUUAAACGGUAGAUAUAGGCAUAUUUUUAUCCCCUAGAAAUUUUUCAUCUGUUCCGGUUUCCUAGCUGAAAGUCUAGUGAUCCGAAAAUUACAGGGAUCAAAACUUACCUUUUGGAAAUUUCAGCCAGAAAAAAAGCUCCCGAAAAUUCUUUUUAGGGUAAAAAUCCGUUAAAAAUGGGCAAUUAUACCAUUUUUUAGAUGUUCGAAAAUCCUAGGAGAGGCAGGUAAGCAAGAAAUUUUACAGCAAAUAUCCCGAAAAUUCUAGAUCUCUAAUCGUCUUCCGAACAGAUAUUUUCCAAAAAUUGACGUUGGGUGCCCUUGACUUAUAUGAACGAGUUCUUUUGUUUUAGGUACCUGCAUCCAUAAAGGUAACAUUUAACUAAAGUAACACAGACACAAUAUGCGUAAACAAUGCACAUACCAUUUCUUUACAGCCCAUCAGAGCAUAAGGACAGGGGACCACUGUCAGCGGACAUUUGUUUUCAACGUGAGACUUGAUCUAAAAAGAUUUUAGACCGACAAGUCAUGUGUAAAUGAACCUUCUUGAUCUACAAAAUUACGCACAAAAUCACGUACAAAAUCGCCCUCGGCUUUACACGUCGAAUGUACUUACUUUGUUACGAGCAAGAAAUGAUCCACAGACAUUGGGACAUUUUAGCAGUUUCCUUUUACAAUGAUCAAAGUGGUUCUGCAUAGAUGAAAAUAUAAACAUGACGCAUGUUUUCUUAUUAUAUAAACACCAAUGAAAUACCAAGUGAGCUUUCGCACGAAAACUUGAUAUCUUCACUUGUGAAAAUAACAUGUUAUCUUCACAUGUGAAAAUAUCACCGUUGCUAUGACUUCACAAUAAACCGCAUCUUUCAGACCAAAAAACUAUUUAAGUAAAGUGGUUUGGUAUUUCAUUGGUGUUUAUAUAUCAAUAGAAGGUUUUCACAGUGACGUUAUCAAAUUGUUGAGUUAAAACAACCAGGUUUUACGAAUUCUUAUUUACACUAGGUUGAAGAUAAAGUUUCCAUUCCCGUAGCAUGUUUCAUUUCGAAAAUACAGCAAUUUGAACUUCCGAGUUUUUCACAGUGCGUGACACCGAAACAGGAAUGCUGUCUCGUUGAAAAAAAGUCUCUCCUCUUGAUUUCAGCAGUAUAACCAUUUAAAGUAUUAGAAGAUAUGUUUAUGCGCACGUAGGCUGGUGUUCGAGUGAAAAGAAAGAGCUUUUAUAGAAAAAGUGAACUCCAGAUGUUUUUGUUGAUUUCCGGCGGCCAUAUUGGUGGACCAAAACGGUACACCAAUAUGGCGUCUCCAUACAAAGCUCUACAAAGGUGCGUGGAACGUUUCGGCAAAUAACUCAGAAACUGUGGGCCACAAAGACCUGAGAUUUGGACAAAUUGUUUAUAUAUUAGUCUUCUGUAACAUUUCAUUUUCUCGGCGUCUUCCACUGGACGGUUUCUAAUUUAUUUUUUUGUUGCAUGACAGUGAAAACGAUCUAUAUAUUUUAUUACCCUUUAACUAACCUUCGCCUUGUUUAAAUUUGCCUACCCACGUGCACGGUCACAUGUUGCCAUUUGUAUGUUGAGGAACAAGUUAUAAUUUAUUAUAAUUUAUUCAUGGCCAGUCUUUAUUAUUACAGGUUCCCUUGUCAAUUCAUAUAGUUGUCCUAUGAAUACCAAUUCAUGAUUAGAAUAAGUAAGGUGUUCGUUUAUCAACAUAUUUGAAAAAUAAAAAUCCAAGCUGUUAUUUUGUCUUGAUGUAAAGGGAAUAAGAUAAAAAACUGUCCACAUCUUGCUUUAUAGAAUAAAUACUUGUACUGGACUGAACACCAGAUGUCAUCAUGGGAAGUAUGGCCCAAGCAACUUUGGUAAACAAACAAAAACCUCGUUCCCAGGAUUCUCUCUCUUGCUUCGAGAAAGAACCCUGGUUGCGGCUGGUCACGUGGCUCCCAAAAUCUGGGAGCCAAAAAUAAGGGAGGGGAAGAAGAGUAGAUCAUUGUCACUGUGACAAAGGCUAUUCAGUCCGGGCCCGAGAGGAGUUUGCCACCACGUUUAUUAUUUGAAAAUGUUGACAACACCCAAAAAAAUAGUAUAGGUAAUGUAUAAUGCAAAAGAGAGAACCCUGGGAACGACGUUGGCUAUUCACUUGGUAUAUCGUGCACCGGCCGAUAAAUUGACCAAAGCCGCCUGGGUGGUGAUUUAUGUACACAUGAAGUUUGCAUUUUCUUUCUCAAAUAACCUGUUUUUCUUUCAAAAUAAUUUUACGGAACUAGCCGAAAGCAACGUGGUUUGCAAACAACGCAGAAACUCAAGCGCCAUUUUGAAACAAAAGUUUUCUCCCUGCCCCAGAUAGUAUUAAAUCGUCCAGUCGACAAAAUUUAGUGAAGGAUCGACAUAAACCUACUACGCCAUUUAUUGACACACAUCUCCACAUGACCAGCGGCAACCAGGGUUCUUUCUCGAAGCAAGAGAGAGAACCCUGGGAACGAGGUUGAACAAACAAGCCUCAUUCACCUACUCUUUUAUGUACCCAGCUAGUUCAAAUUUUUUAGUGAUCAUGGAAGACUAGUACACCGGUCCUGCCAUAGCCUGUGUGGCAGGUGCAAAAAGGGGAGGGGGAGGGGGAAAGAGAAAAAAGUGAAAGUGGAGGAAAGGGAAGGGAGCCUCCCUUACCCUGUCUCCCCAAUCCUCCUCCCUUUUUCCCUUCCCCCCUAUCCCCUACCCAUUUCAAUGCCUGCUACGCAGGCUAAUCCUGCCACAGUAUAGUCAAUCUAAAUUAUUCAAAUUCAAAAUUUUACUCUUCAUUUGUUCACUCAACAUCCUGGGGGAGGGGAAACACCCUCUAUGAUGGCCUAUAAGGGGUGGCUCUGCCCAAAAGGGGUACCUUUCACUGGCUUCAAGAAUAUGAAAGGGUAGCUAGGGAAACAGAUGCAUGCAUAUAUGAUGCAUUUUAUGGCUGUGAAAAAGUCUAGAAAAUGUUCUGGUUUUGUGAUUUAUUCCUAUUUUAAAGAUAUUGCUUUUACAGCAGUUAAAAGGGACGCAAAGUUCUAAACUAGGUAUGUGAAACGGUUAACAUUUGUUAGCAUACUGUCCAAUACCCCAACAAAUAUAUGCAUGGCAUUGUUAACUUUCUCUUUGUUUUGCUUUGUUCCUUAUUGUUAUGCCUUUGUACAAUAUUGUAUUGUGAAUACAAUAUAAUACAAUGCCAUGCAUAAAUUUGUCGGAGUAUUGGACUUUAACCCUCUACGAAAGGGGAACCUUUUCUGUCAAAACUGGUAUGUAAAAGGGUAAAGGGUUGGGCAUCGGGACAGAGGCUAUGCAUAUAAAACUUUCUUGAGUACACCUCCUCCUCCCCCGCCCCCCUCCCACGACUUAACAAAAAUUCAAAGUAGCCUGGUUGCUUAGCUCAUUUUAAUGUGAAAGCUGGCUAUGGCUAAUAAAUUCACAAUGUAUAAAUGGAGAUUCUCACCUUUUUCUCUCUCAGUUCACCAGUCCAAUCACAUCCAGUAUUUGGACAUCUUAUGAAUAAGGACAGAAUCUUCCUCCCAGUUGCUUUAUCAGGGAAGAUAUCCUACAAAAAAUUAUUCAGAUUUAUAUCAUCUGAUCAUUUUUUGCAUUUUAAAUAUAAUUUCCUGAAUUAUUUUUGUCAUAAAUUAUUUUCCUCACAUUAAGAUAACGAUCGUCUGCACAAUCAGAAUCUACAUGUUACAGGUUAAAAUUAAAUUCAGGUAGAAAUUUUGUAACCUAGGUUGAUUCUGAAUUUCCUUUGUGUCCUGGCCCUAAGUCAUGAAUAAUUAGGGCUAGCUGGAAACAAAGGAGAUUGAGAACUUAGGUUUGAACUUAAUUUUGACCUGUAAUUAACAUACACAUCAUAUCCAAGAAGUAUUAUUACUGUAUAUAUUCAAAACAUUUCUGAUUGGCUCGGACCUUCAAAUAGGGAGAUAUGAAAUGACCCAACUUGUCCUGGCAUCUCUAAUUCUUGCUUGAGACUAACUGGUUUAUGUGUAUAUAACAAGGGAUGACCAAAUUUGGAAGACAUAUAUGAUAUCUGGAAAAUGACAUUAAUAGUAGAGGGUAGCAUUUAUGGCAUUUUGUGGUGUAAAUAUAUAUUCUCAUUCAAUGAUAGCUGAAGCAACUGGCAAAGCACGGCACUUGGCGCAAAACACACACACACCUCUGUGCGUUUUCAUUGGGUGUACUAUUUUAAUUCUCACUUGUUAAAAAACAUUGUUGACAAUAAUUACUCUGAUUGCACCUACAACUCUUCUUAUGUGUAAAACACAUAGUUCUCUUUUCUGAGUGGCCAGAACUCAUUUGCAUCAUGAGAGUUUCAGAAAUAGGUUUUAAGUAGCUAUAUCUCAUUAUGUAUAUAGCAAUCGGUUCAUAACUAGUUUCUACAAUGUGAUAUUUUACCUUACAGUGUGUAAGCCCCUCUCGAUCAACAGGACAGUUGACAACUUGCUGUUGACUUUUCUGCCUGUUGAUAAAAAUUUUUAAUCUACAUGAUGUACCCUUGACACUUAAAAACACAAAAAAAAUUGAAGAUUUUCUAGGAAAGUAUUGAUCCUGAAAUAAUGCUAAUUUGAGCCAAGAAGUGAUCAUUCCUGUGAAAAUACAGGUGACUCCCGAUAACUCAAACCUUAGCUUCUAGGGAAAUCGAACAAAGUUUGAGUUAAUCAGGAGUUCGAAGCAAAUAACCAGAAGUAGGCAAAUAAGCAAAUAGAUGAGGAGGGAAUGCAAGUAUCAUGCACACUUCACAGGGAUGGAGGCUGAAUUUGAACGGGCCGAGAACAAAAAAAGUAAUGACAAAGAAUUGACACAGUUGUUUUGAAUUAAAUUUGGUACUUUUACUUCUAUAUACUAGUACACCGUUUUUUUUUUCCAACUUGUCAGAUGCUCAAAACAGGGUUCGAGUUAUCGAGGGUAAAAUUGUAUAAAUAAUCUGAAGGGAAACAAAAAUUUCUUCGAGUUAGUGGGGGUUUGAGUUAUCGAGGAUUUGAGUUACCGAGGGUAAAAUUACAUUGUAUGAAGGAAAUUGAAUUUGGUUCGAGUUAGUGCAAGUUUUGAGUUAGUGAGGGUUCGAGUUAUUGGGAGACAACAGUUCUUUUUCACAUGGGCAAAAUUAGGAAUACCUUAGCGAUAUCUGCUUAUCUGAGCUAGUUGACCAUAAAUACAGUUAAAAAACUCUCACUUUCUACAGCUUGAAAAGUACAGUAAUACCUGUAAAAAAAAACAUGAUCCAAAUCAAUGAGGGCAUACAAAUUUCGCUAAGCAACAUGAUAAGACUGGUGGUGGUCAAACGUUAAAUAAAAAAUGUAAAUAAACAAUAAAAAAAGUAAAAGCAGCAAUAAACAAAUGUGCAAUGAAACCCAGUCAUUGGAUAGCAAGAAGUAAAAAAUUAAGGGAAAAUUAAGGUUAUGAAUAAGUCAAGUAUUAAGACAUCAAUUCAGAUUAUUCACAAUCCUAUAUCACUGAUAAGGUUAAAGGAGACAUUUAAAACAAAAACAGAGAAUAAACCCCAGUGGGGGGGGGGGGGGCACUACCUUAUUUGGCCGAUACGGGUAUGUGCUGCAAAACAGGGUAUAGAUUUGAAGGUUUUUAGUCUUCAGGGUAUAAAAUUACACUAUUAAGGGUCACAGAGCGUCUUUUUGGACUAAAAGCCUUUCAAAGAGUGUGAAGACUUGCGAUAAGCAUGAGCGAUCGACAUUUGCAAUACCAAUAUUUCUUUUUCCUAAAUAACUCUUUCCACGAUUUUAGUGCGAAAAAUUGCUUAAUUCUGUAUGCAAAGCAAAACAAAACAAAUCAGGGUUAGAAAGUAGCGUCCCCUGUAAUUUUUUGUCUUAAACAGGGUCGAGGGCUGAAGGCCUCGGCGGCACAGCUCUACCCAGACUUCAAACGAGUGCCCCGCGGGGGUAAACAUAAACCGCAAUAUUUUCAUCUCGAGCAGCUGCAUUUGCCCCUAACAAAACCACUGACCCGAAGGAAACAUUAAUUCUCGAUCCAUAGAGCACCAAUUUAAUGGGGGUUUAUUAUUACUUUUUUUUUUUUAAGCGAAAAAAAAAAGAAGAGUAACAAACCUCGCAAUGUGUCGGUCGAGACAUUCCCUGCAGAAUCUGUGACCACAUCUGGUGAGAACCGGUUCUCGUAAAGCCAAAUAACAAAUUGAACAUUGCAGAUCUUCGUCAAUAGGACUCACAAAGUCCUCAUCAUAGCCACAAGGCAUUUCAGAGUUAUCACGAUCAGUCAGCUCUUCCACCAUCUUGCCCUGUUCGCCCUGUUGUUUUAUACCUUCAUCCAGUGAAUCAGCCCGGAAAUGAUCAGCUGAUAUGACAAUAGAAGUUCAUGGGCCAUACGAAAAUCACGAGAAUCGCCAGAAUCACGACCCGAAUGAUUCAAUCCUGUGAAUCAGCUGAAAUAUCAGUAAUUUUUCGACUGGCAAUACGAGAGUCACGAGAGUAACGAGGAUCACGGGCCAAAUGCAAACUUAAACACCCCUACGCUGGCUACUAAUUCAUGGUAGUCCCCAUAUAGACUCCCUAUUAUCAUAUCUCUUAAAGAAAUAUACUAAGUCACAUACCAGUCACAUACCCUUUAAUAUACAUCCUGUAUAGAGUGUUUUCACUCACGUGGCUAGCAUAUAUGCAAAUUUUUUGGAACAAAAGAAAGCGUUUGCAUAAGAAAGGAGUUCAACUCCCACAGGACUGGUUUGGGACACCAACAUGGCCGCCGUUUUAUUGUUUUGGGACACCAAUAUGGCCGCCGUGACGUCAUGUGAAAACACUCUAUACCAUGUAUACACCUGUAUGUGCCCAGAGGAGUGGGGAAUUUUAUCUUCGCCUGGGAGUGGUGGCGAAUUUAAACCGGAAGCGUCAAGUUUUUUGUGGCUUUUUUGUACGAUCCGGGUGACCGGGUCUACGUGGGUCUGACAACGUGGUUCGAUAUAGAUGCGAUCUUUCUCAUAGUUUAUAUAGAGAGAGGAGUUAAACGGUAAAACCACAGCAUUUUUAAGAGAAUUACUUGACCAAAGAGUUUAGCUUCGGACAAGAAUAUUCAGGAGAUGAGCGUUGGCGUCUUGUAUAUUUCUUUUUGUAAAGGGUGGAUAAGAUGUCAUUUGCUCAUUAAGUUGUUCUGUGGGUGAGGCAACGGCGGGGGUUGUACGUUGUAACUGAACAAAAGGCAGAAUUUUUUUUCGCACUUUAUUACUUUGUAGUGGCCGACUUCCGUUCAGCAAAUUAAACCUGCGAAGUAAUUUCUUCAAUGAGAUCGUGAGGGCUGUCUCUACUACGAAGGCGUGUGAGUUAACUGAGUAGUUUAAACUAUAAGGUCUUCACCUUGCAAGAGCUUUCUGAUCUUUUUUGGAGCUGAGUCUUUCGAGAAAUUUCUAGUCAAGGUGCAAAGUGCACUUCCCAUGGCGGAUCUGGAAGUCUGCUGUGAUUGGUCUACGUUUCUUACCGCUCGAGGCAGCAGACGUUUGUGAGGCAGGAACGCAUGACGAUCCCCUAAGAAAGUCUGGGUGGGAGGCUGGUUCCGAUCCGGCUAUUCCAUACGAUCGGGUUUUUCCCGGUAUAUGAAACUGACAAGGUUGCGCUACCCAAACAAACCCGGGAAGAGGAGGUCACGCAUGCAAGACCAUGGAUUAAAACGUGAUUUUUCUUUAGCUGCUUGACCGGUUUAUAAACUCUUACUCGAUGGAUAGGGAACAGUGCAGGGCAGCAAAAUUUUCCCUUUUCUGUAAAAUUUCUUUUGUGAACCCUCGGCUCGACUCUUGCGGAAACAUGUGAAAGGAUCGACAACUGUUCGUGCCAAAACUGAGCAACUGGAAAGUUACUGGCUUUAGGCUAAAUAAGUAUCCACUAACAAUGAACAGAAACUUGUGAGGUUUUUCGAAGACAGAUUAGAGCCUUUUGAAUAGUACUUAAACGGUAUACUUAGGGACUGUGGAUAAUUAUCUAAAGGGGAGGUUAUAAAAAUGGGAAGAGGAGAAAGAAUGUUAAGUGGUAGAGGAGUUCUCGCGCGCGAAGCGGGCGCAGCGGAGCACCAUUGGUAAGAAAAUGAAGUAAUCUACCCCUCCGAUAAAAUUUGGUAAUCACGUGACCGUACGCCCGCCCGACCGUCUGUCCGUCCUCACCACAGGCAUACCAUUGUAAGACAACUCAAUCAACAGGUAUGGCGACCCAAAUGCAACUCGCGGUUAUUUUGGCGGGAAAUCGCUUACUAAAGAGUAAAUAAAGACGAAAACGGAAAGCGGAAAUUGUUUCUGUGUCCGUGUUGUCUAAAGUAUUAACCUUCGAUUCAUUGUCCACAAAUUUGGAAUAUAGAGCAAGAGAAGGACAGAGAAAAAGUGAAAGUAAGCGGCGGCCAGGGAAGCUCAACGAGAAAAAGGGCGACAGAGAUCUAGAGCAAGAGAUAAAAAACAAAAGAGACAUUUUUUUGCUGGAAGAGUAACAUGAAAAUUUUGUGGCCGCGGUGACAAAGUGAGAAAUGCUAGCGGCCACCAAUGCGAAGUGAAAAUGAGCGGCAGUGGAAAAAAAGUGAACGAGAUAGCCUGCGUACUGGAAAGUGUUUCCAUUUGGUUUCGGAGCAAAGAAAGACCGGUUUUGGCCGCGCGAGAAAUGAAAUGAGAGCCAAAAAAUGAAAGAGGGGGGAGGGGGAGGGGAAGGAAGGAAACGCUUGCAAACAAACCCCUCGAUUUUGAAAACCUGCGUUCGCUGGCAGCGACUGAUUGGCUCGGCUAGUCGAACAAUAUUGUAUGUGUCGAUCAAAGGUUUGUGUCAUACUGAGAGGUCAUUUAUGGUACGUGACACACACGCUGUGAUUGUUGUUUAGUCUGGUCGGCAAGAUUUACUCUCCUUCUUUUAAACGCAAAACCCUUCUUGCGACUAAAUAAGGGUAUCAGGUCGUUUAAUUUAUUCUCCGAAGUACCUCUUGGAUCUGAAUAACUAAAAUCGACAGCUGUUGACAGCAUCAAAUGUAGGUGCGCGCACUCAGGCAUGGCAGGCCAAGUGGACGGGUUUCAAAAUCCCGGGGUUUGUCUGCAAGCGUUUCCUUCCUUUCUUCCCCACCCCCUCUCCGCUCUUUUACUUGUGCCAUUUUUCGCGCGGUCUUUGACUCUCGUUCCUCGUUCUUUGCUUCUAAACCGCAGGGAAACGCUUGCUACGCACGCUAUGAACGAACACGUACGAAAUUUCCUCCAUAAAACGUGUGUCACGUUGUAGUCGCGCAAAACCACGGCAAAGAAAUGUACAAAGAAAGUGUGCUGCACAUGCAAAGUUGCUUUUAUGCUAAUUAAACCUAUUGUUAUUUUUCACCGUUCUCCGGCGUUGCCUUCACCGCUUAGCAUUACGCGAUUUUAUAUUUUGUUUGAACAAACUAUAACUAUUAUCGAACGCUUCGCUUUUAACCCUGGCUAAAUCUAUUUAGUAUAUACUAAAACAGUGGAUAGUGUUUUUCGCGGGCUCUGAUUGGCUACUCAGUCAGUGAAUAUCCUGCACUUUUUGUGCUCAAUUAUCUCACUGCUUUAGUAUAUACUAAAACAAUUAUUCACCUCAGUGUCGGUGGCCAAACAUGUCCAGCUUUGGCUAUAAAAACCGCUACUAUACUUGAACUAGUAAGUAGAGAAGAGUAGAAAAGUAGAAAAGAGUUAGAAGAGUAGGAAGAUUAACAUUGUUAGCAGAAGUCAAAGAAGAAUAAAGGCCAAGAUGUAAAUCACUGGUACCUCAUCGUGUAGCGAUCGAGUUGCUCGAACACACCCCCACAAUAGUUUCAAUUUUGCCUUCAAACGUGGGUGGAACGAUUCCUCCGCCCCCCCACAAUCUUAGUCCAAGUGACCCAAAUCCCAGUUCUCAUUUUACCCUUUAGGACCCCCUUAAAAUCAUGACAUACGGGAACGCCAGAGAACACAUUUUUUUUCAUAUGUCUUGUCAGUUGUCCUGUCCCCAAUAUCCCUAUCCUGUUAGAGGUCACGCGACGAGGAUAAAAACUUCCCUUGUUGUUUGAUGUUUUAGAGCUUCGAGGAAUUUUACCACAUGGAGAGGAAACAUAGCAGUCAAGCAAAAUUUUCCGUUAUCGUCUGGUUUCUUUUCACGUUCAUUUUUGUUGGGAUUUUUGCGGAAACAUGUGAAAAGAUCGACGUCUGUUCGUGCAGAAAAAGCAACGGGAAAGUUAUAAGUCUGAGAGACGUCGCUGGAGGUGCAAAGGGACCUGCGUGAGUCAACUAUAGUAACGUUUAAACCAUUUAAAAAUAAGCAAAAACUUAAAGCUACUGAAAUGUACUGUCGAUUCCAAAGUAGCUCCCUUUGAAUGCUCAAGUUUUGUUCAAACUCCAUGAAAUAAGUGGGAUGGGGUUACUUCAGUCUUGCGUUAACUUACUUUUCUGUCGCUCGAACAGAGAAUCGUAUAAACAGAUGCCGCUUUUAAGCUUAUAUGGUAAUUGAAGAAAAAUUUUGAACCAUUUCGAUUGGGAAGAAAGACAAGUUCAGUUUUUCUUUAUUAUGCUCCGUCCUAGAUUACUUUUUCCUGUGUGUUUGUGUUACGUUUCCUUGUACUGAUUUACUGAUACGUGAUAUGGUGGCAUCGACUGUUGACCCACGUUAUUGACCCCUUUUAUGACUGAAAGUUUGGCUGCCUCAGGUAGUGUGCAGGUCCUGUGUGCACCAGACGUAGUUAAUCGAUAAAACGAUAAACGAUAAUAAUCGAUAAUAAUCGAUGUCGAUCAUCGAUGAAUAUCGAUUUCCUAUAUCGAUCGAUAGAAAUCGAUAAAGAAAAAGUUGUGACUUCGAUUAAUGUCGAUGAUUUUCCGAUAAAAAUCGAUGAUGAUUUAUUCAUCGAUAGUUACAGAUUACUAUCGAUUCAUAUCAAUCUUAAUCAAUUUUGUUAAUCGAUAAUAAUCGAUAAAUUAUUUUUUCUGUGACGGCGAUUUCUAUCUUUUUCCGAUAUCAAACGAUAUUAAUCGGCGGAUUAAAUAAUAUCGCUUAAUUUCAGAUAUCGAUUUUUAUCGAUUAAUUGCUUCUGGAUUGUUAGGGUGCUUUUAAUUGGUAUAUAAUUAACAAACCAAGCGCCUUCUUUGCUAUGUACAGCUGACCUGGCCAAGUAGCCGACUGACUAUGCGGGUAUAAAUCAGUUUGUUUUAAGUGAGUGUGAGGUCUAAAAUGUUUAUCGGUGUGAAUUAAUCUUUCAAUUGCUUACCUGCUAAACUUCUCGCUAGAUUGGCACAAUAUUUGGCCUUUAAAAACGUCCAGUCUAAUAACCCAUGCGUAUCGAAAUCAAAAAAGCGUGUCGUUGACGUAACGUUCGAUCCUGAAAGCGAAAAUUUCCCGGUGACACGCGGAAUAGAAACCUUUGUUUUUAUCAACUGUUGACCGUCCAAUCGGAUAUCGGACGUGAUUUCUGCAAAAAUAAAGAAGUGGGUAAUCUCAACCUUGUUAACAGAAAUGUCAGAUUUUCCUCCGCUGAAUUCCCUACCCUUUCAUUUAAUAGCCUGCGAACGGCAGACGUUUCUCCUCGCUCAUCGCCGCUGAAGAACGGUUCUUGAGGAGGAACGUCUGCGACUGAGCGACAGAAAUUCCAUACUGGUGACACAAAAUCUGCCCGGAAUCCGGUCAGAAGCGCUAACUGGUGGACGGAUUGUUGUUUUAGCUACCGGAUUUAUUAUGUAAACUGAUUAAUUUACGUCAUCAGUAUGAAAUUUUGCUCCUUAGAUUUGAUAAUUUGAGGAAGGUGCUAAACUCACUUAGAACGGUUGUGAUUCCUAUUUCGCGACUACUUUCAAUCGGCUCUUUACGUUCCCUUUUCUGCUAGUUUUGCUUUUCCCGAAGAUUCUAUUCAAAUAAACUGUUAUGUCUUGUCUGUCUUUUAUUAUAUGGCUCACAAAAAAUUUUAGUUGACUGGCAAUAGCUUAACCUUUUGUUUCUAUUUUAAACAAAGAGUUCAUCUCAUUUUAAGAGAAUGAGAAAACUGCGGCAAAGAUCUUCAAAGCCGCGUACUUCUCAGCUUGGCUCCGACACUUGUAAAUGUGAGAGUCACAGAAAUGUUCGAGUCUCAAUCUGUAUGCUUGUUCUUUUUUAGUUUUUUGUACAAGCUGUUCUUCAGUGGGGUAAAGACCCUAGUAAAAAGAGAAGAGGGUAGCAAAUACAAAGCGACGCGAAGAACGAAUCAGUAGCCCCUUAAGAAAACGAAAUCACGCCAAGAUGCAAAAGAUGACAAACGUUUUCAUAGUUAACAUUUCUAUGCGUAAAAUGACAUCAGAAGUGGAAUUAACUCUAAAAGCAUGAUUCAUGAAAUUAAAAAAUUUUUCAGAAGAAUGACUCAUUUCAACCCGAGAUGAUCCUAAGACAUAUAUUUUGCUUUAAAGAUACAAAAAAUACAGGUUUAUUAAUAUUUAACUCUUUGAAACAAAGAAAUUAAUUUUUAACUUUAUAGUUAACCGUAACUGAAAAAAAUUAACCGAUAGCCGUAAAAGAGCCAAAAUUUUAGCCGAUAACCGUAAUUGCCACCACCCUAUUGAGACCCUCUUAAAAAAUUCAGUGAUGAAAUCAAAUUUAAGAUGAAUAGAGAUUGAGUCUGAACACAGCAAAAUCAGAAGUUUUGUCUGUAGGAUCUAGACAGAGUUCUUCUCGUAUGUCUUGACCAUCACUGGAGGCGCCAAUGUACCUAAAGUAACAUCUACCAAAACCCUGGGUGUAUACAUUCAAUCAGGCGCUUACAUGGGCAACACAUAUAGAAGAGACAUCUAAAAAUUAAUCAGCGCAGUUGGAGCUCUUACACUUGUGAGACAGUUUGUUCACCUCUCGACCCUCCAGACAAUGGACAACCGUCUUUUAUCCAGCCGUUAUGGCAACGUUGUUUGGGAGGGUCUGGGCUCAGAACUAUAAUCAUGGACAAAAGUCUUGGGACACUUUUGCAUUUCUUGGGCGUUUUCCAAUUCACACAGGCCCAACCCCUCCGCUCAUCCCACAAAACAAUGUUGGACGAGUGUAUCCAGAUUUCUUUGCGAGUUUCAACUUUAAAGUUCUUUAUAUGCAAAAAUUGCGCUGCAAUUACAACAUAAAUAUAUGUAAUCCCUCUAAUUUCAAGAAAUUUUUUUCGCGCUCCCCACUAUUACGGACACUAAACCGCGGUCCCGAGGGUGUCCGCAAUAACGGGAGCUGCUGACUAUAUGACGAAAAAAAGCAAUUGGGUUUUAUAAUGGUGCAUUUAUUUGCAAUCAAUUAGCCAAGGAUCUGCGUAAAUGCCGAAGUCGAAGAAUUCAAUUAAAUCUAAUUUGGACGGCUUGUUUCCCAGCUUCUUUGAUUCUUUAUUAUGAUAUUUAGUUUAAGGAGGAUUUCUUAUCACAAAUUGUUUACUUAUAACUUUUCACUUCACUUAUAGACGCUCAUAACUCUGAGGAUAUAAGACGUCAGCUCACGGUCUAGAGUGUGUGGACCCGCAAUAACUCGAGUUGACUGGAAAACUAUCACCUAACAACUUCCUUCAUUUUCCCACUUAGAUUUGUCAGACGCUUCCGAAUGCACGGGAAACCCAUCCAUGCGCUAACUCUGUUGCUAGUUUCGAAUCAGACACCGAUGGAAAUACCGUCAUAAAUUAUAAGCCAACCAUUGAGAGGGCCACUUACUACAAAAGGUACUUUAGCACCAAGUUUGAAGUUAGCAAGUUUAAAGUAAUUUCGCGCCAUCAUGGCCGCAACGUUGUUUUAUUAAACCUGUGCUAAAACUACUACACAGGCUACCUGUUGCGGUUCAGGAUCCAAAAUAAAAUCCUACUGGAUGCUGAUGACUUUUAAAUGUCUAAAUGACACUGUUCCUGCUUAUCUUAAAGAUUUAAUUCACUCAUACACCAAACCGCAAUCUGCGAUCAACCUCAAAACACUACUUAGCACAUGAGCAAUCCCACCCGAAAAGUUAUGGUCUCAGAGUAUUUUCAGUUGCAGCACCCAUUUUCUGGAAUUCUCUCCCACGUAGGCUUAGAGACCAUUCAAAAUUUUCUAUAACCUCUUUUGAGAAAAAACUUAAAACACAUUUAUUUAAAAUAGUUUUUUAACAUGUAAAUUUUCUAUUGCUGAUUUACUUAUCCAUUUAUUAUUUUAACUAGUAAUAGUUGACACUACAGCUGCCCCCGUUUUGUAUGUUGUCGGUCAAUAGUAUUCUUGCUGGUUGUGUAGCUCUUUGAAAUAUACCGAUUCAUAAUGAAGAUUUUCACACAUAUUUCAUACAAUAGGUGAGAUAAAUACAGGAAACGCAAGGUUCCAUGCACAGUUUCAGCUCGAUUUACACAGCUUUGAUCAAAACAUUCUCAGUUUCGAGAAUAGUUUAUUCUAAACCAUAAGAAAAGAUUUAAUUAGAAGUUGAAUUUUUCGCUAUUUCUCUUUCCCUUUUUACAUUCAGUUCAUAUUAUUUGCUGGAAAGUAAGCCUUAGAAAUUAAAAGACGUUUGAUCGAUUCACGCUAGCGCAUUCUAGUCUUAUUUGAAACUUUGUAACGGAAGGACAUCUGUGAGCAGGGAAUAGGUCAACACAGAAUUUGAUUGUCGGCGAAUUUCUGUAAAUCUCAAUCAAUCUGCUAGUGAUAGCCGUUGUUCACUCGUCUUGCUUGUUUGGGGCUGAGUCUUAUUCCGGUCAAAGAGAGAGAAAGAGUGUCUGGCAAGGUUUCCAAUAUAAAUCAAAGAUUUGUGAACUCGUUUCCGGCAAACUCUCCAAGUGUUUAUAUAUCUACACAGUUAAACGCACCUUAUAACCUCCCCUGCGCUUAACGAGUGUCUUUUGGUCCAUAACUUUAAAAAGCAACUGCUCCACAGAAUGUCACUGCGUAACGCAAAAGAGUAUCGAAGUAUGACUGCACAAUAAAUGUCACAAAAUCAACCUGAGCGGUCCCUUCGGGAUUUUCUGUCGUUACGUCAUCCUAACCAUUUCGUACUUGCGGGCGCAAACAAUAGAAACGUCAUCAUUACCUACCGAUUCCUCGCGGCCCCAGUUCGAGCAAAUCGAGAUUUUUUCUAGUAUACUGACUGUAUAUUUGAACUGUAAGUACUGUCCUUAAUAUACGCGCGAGUUACUAGGGUGCCUCCUCGGGAUUUCGCCUCUGGGCGAAAUCCCUGCAGGGGCAAUAAUUCUACAUAACUAUAAUUUUAUUGUAAAGCGCUAAUGAACUUUACAGGGUAGCGCUAUAUAAGUGUUACUUAGGGACGGACCAUUAGAAAAGUGAUGGGGGGGGGGUGGGGAAUUUUCAGCUUGCACGAAUUUUUUUUUUUUCGCUCACUGCUUGUGCAGGAAUUUUUUUUUUCAGGUGAACCCCUCUGCACGAAUUUUUUUUUUCAGACAAAUAUUGCUUUUUUUGAACAGUUAAAUCUUGAUUCAUUAUCUAUGUUUUUGUGCUUUAUAAAUUAUUCUACACUCACAAAAGAUCAAAGGAUACAGGCCACUUUAAUGCAAAAUCUUUUCGAAAAUGUACACACAGUGAGAGAGGAGGAAGCCACUUGGAGUGGACGGCUUCCCUGCGCAUUUUUUCAGUCCCUGCCCUCUGGAAUUCCUCUCCCCCAGCCAAUGGUAAAUAAAUAGUGACAGUUCACAGAUCCCGCAAGCGUGUCGCAUGAAUGUAAUUACUUAUCUACACGUAGCGGUUAAAGAGAUUAACUACAGUUUGGCUCUAACCAGUAUAUCUCUUAAUGAAAUGCCUCUCUUAUAAGAAAUAAUUGGAGGUUCUUUAAACAUUUCUUUAAGUUUAGGUUGUGAUUCUAUAAGAUGCCAUUUCUCCAUUAAAAUGUGUUUAAGGUAGGCACAAAUGGGUUGUAUUGCGUUACAAGGGGCAAUAUUUCUUUUUGCACUCUUGUAUUAUCCUUAAGAGCUUUCUUUCUGUGAGAGAAUUUUACUUCCGAGAGUGUUUAGUCUAUAAGGUUGUUCGGGUAGCCUCUCGUUCGAAGGCGUAGUUUGAAUAUUCUUAUGUUUUCUACGAAAGUCUCUUCUGAAGAGUUAGUAUGGUAAAUAAGUAGUGACAGACCAUUCACAGAUCCCGCAAGCGUGUGAAUGGCCUGUCACUAUUUAUUAACCAUGUCACCCACCCGGAGUCAAAAAAGGCUUCGUAAAAGGUGAAGGCCUGAGACUACUAAGAACUAACUCUUCAGAGGAGACUUUCGUAGAAAGCAUAAGAAUAUUCAAACUACGCCUUCCAGCGAGAGGCUACGUGAACAACCUUAUAGACAAAACACUCUCGGAAGUAAAAUUCUCUCACAGAAAGAAAGCUCUUACGGAUAAUACAAGAGUGCAAAAAGAAAUAUUGCCCCUUGUAACGCAAUACAACCCAUUUGUGCCUACCUUAAACACAUAAUUUUUAAUGGAGAAAUGGCAUCUUAGGGAAUCACAACCUAAACUUAAAGAAAUGUUUAAAGAACCUCCAAUUAUUUCUUAUAAGAGAGGCAUUUCAUUAAGAGAUAUACUGGUUAGAGCCAAACUGUAGUUAAUCUCUUUAACACUACGUGUAGAUAAGUAAUUACAUUCAUGCACCACGCUUGCGGCAUCUGUGAAUGGCCUGUCACUAUUUAUUUACCAAAUUCUAAUAUUUAUUUAUUACAAAUUUUAUUUUAUUGUUUUCAUUAUAAUACAGUAUACAGUGUAUGUUGUAGGUACACUAGCUGCAAUUUAAAACAAAAACAAGGUUCUAAUUGUCUCCUUUCAGUAAGAAGAAAGUGAUUUUUGUUUAUUCAUAUUGUGCCUGGUAAGAUUGUUGAUUUCUGAAACUCAGACUUUCUGAAAAAGUCACAAUUGGACCUUCCUUCUGCAUGAAUUUUUUUUCUAUACCUUCUUCUUUGCAUGAAUUUUUUUUCUUGGCAUUUUCCCUUGCAUGAAUUUCUUUUCUUUUUUUUCGUCGACAAAACGAAUAGAAAUAUAUCGCUCUCCGAGUCUUCCGCCAUUUUUUCUGCGUCAAUUCGUGAAGAACGCGUAGCUCUGAGCGUGGGUCAUCCACGCGGAACACAUUCGCGCUAUGUGAUUGGCUGUUGCCUCAUCCCUCUUGGGAUCUGUGUGUCUUAAAAAUAACUCGAGGUAAAUUACCUAUGGAAUAGGGUGUGUAUGGGGAUGCCUUCUCUGUCCCCUUUAUUCUCUCUUGUUAUGUAUAACAUAAUUUUCACCAAUUAUGGUGCUCAAUUUUGCCGGAGAGUGGAUUCUUGCUGUGCAAUUCAUGAUGAAAUCUUGGUAUAAAUUAAUUCAUAAACAAAAUAAAAAGCAUGUGCAUGUUAAUACUGUGGAACACGUCAUCACACAAAUACCAAGAUGUUCAUAUGAAUAUCGGCGUGAAUUUAUAAUGAAACUGUAGUGUUUGAUUUGAGUUGCUGAGUUUCGUUUCAACCGAAACACUGACUUGAUGUGAAGAUUAGAGUAGACAAUUUACCCAGUGAUGUUUAAAAUCAUUUAUUUUAUUUCAGGACCUUCAAAAUUACUCAAAAAUGUGAUCCUAACAAGUUUCCAGGCUACACAGAUGGUGUUACAGAAGAUUACACAUACAAAGCUUCAAAAUAUGUAUGAAUGAUAGUUAGCUUUAUUUUAAAAUGAAAAACCAUUUACUUUGAGGCGGUCAUCUUUGAACCAGCUCUGUGGAGUAUAGUGGCUAUGAAAAGCUGGCUACAUAUUAAACAUAUGGUAUCAUGUUAAAGUGCUGCUGAAGAGGAGAAUGCUAACACCAUAGUAUUUUAAGGCAACUCAAAACAAAGAAAAUUGUCAACUACGUAUGCGCAAUGUAUGCAGUAUCCUGGAAACCGUACAACAACCUGUGAAACGGUUUGUUUGAACAGCGGUUGACCUACCAAAAACAUAUACUGCGCAUGCCCACGUGAAUGUCAAAUCAACGUACCUUGACUUCACUGUGUCCCAUUUUUGUUUACUAAUUUUCCUCUCUCCUCAGAAACACGUGAUAGUCAGGCUAAGUUCGUGGAAAAGCAGGGUGUUUGCAGUUUUUCAUAGCCUGUUCAGUUACUUGUAGAAAGAAAAAAUAGUUAUUUGUAUGCGACAAAAUUCACCCGAGACAAUAUAUGCUGUAAUUAAAACACCAUUUCAUUUUUUUUCUGAAUUUGGCAGUUGACUGCAGAAUUCACUCCCUUGGUCUUUUCAAAACCAUUUUAAAAUUGUACUGUCUAGACAGCCCGCAUUUCUUCUAACAUGAUUUAUCACACACGAUCGAAUCAGCACAUGUUUAUCUUAGCUUUAGUAUUUUCUUUCGUAAAUGUAUGUGGGAUAUAAUACAGUAAAGCAUUUCACAGUUAUAAACUUAACUGACUUUUGUUUUCAAUUACAGAGUAUGGUGUUUUCUACAAAAUGCGCGUGUGAUGACGCUUGUGCCUCUAAUAACGAUAAUCCUGCUCAAAACAGCAAUGGACUCAGUACUGGAAGUAUUAUAUAAAUAGUGUAAGUAACCGAUAAUGCUCAUCCUUUCAAAAGUGAUUGCCGCAACUAAGUAGUGAAGAAAGAUGUGCUAUAAUGACGUGAUUUUGCUUUGUAAUGCAUGGUCUCGUAUUCAGGCAGAGAUAAAUCUACUCAUGGAGAGAAGCUUUCUAUAAAAAAUGUUAAUGCGACAUGUAUUCCCAUCAAUAAAAUUCAAAAAUUCGUUGCCAGUCAAGGAUAGCGAGAUAUCAUACUUACAUUUACGUUAAACUGCUAAUUUUACUUCGCAUUAGGUGGGUAUGAGUGUCAAUUUCAUCAUUCCAAAGCUGCAGGACAUAUUGUUCGGACCCAGGCUAUGGAUAAUAUUUGCAUAAAAACAGAUUUCAACGGAUUCGGUGGGGUUUUUUGAACGAACCAAUUAAAUAUCGUCCAACACGUUAGCAGCAUGGGAAACCCCACUUAGCUUAUUGUUCAUGCAAAGUGGAAUCUAGUGGAACGUCAGUGAAAACCCCAAGCCUCUUUCAUAGUAUUCAAGAGGUGUUAUGACGCUUUCAGAACGGCGGGGUUUUUCUAACGACAUGAUGACAGAUGAAUGAUCGACCCAAACAAUGUUUUUAGCCCUUAAAUCAACAACAUUAAGGUGUGUUGUCAAGGACAAUGAAGAAAACUCUUUCCUGUAUAUCUUCUGUUGUUGUGCAAAUUUUCCUGGUAUUAUCAUCAUCAUAAUUAUCAUUAUCGUCAUCAUCAUCAUCAUCAUCAUUAAUUAAGAUAAUAAGGCAUACACUUAUCCAGUUUAUUAUUGGGUGAGCUGUUCAAAUGUUUGCAAACAAGUUUUCACGUAACGAAUCCCAGCUAAGAACAGACAAAAUGUUUCAUGGUGCUGGUUAAAACACGUUUGAACAGACUGAAACUUGAUACUACACCGUCAACCCUAGUCUCCUUCGCAGCCGUUAUUAGGGUCGUCACGCAACGCUCCUCCCCAUUAACGCCGUUGGUGGGGAGGAGCGUUGCGUGACGACCCUUAUAACGGCUCCAAAGGAGACUACGUCAAACCAAGAUUUUCAACGUAUUCCUCCCUUAAGGAGGUAUAUUUUGGGGCCCGUUCCAUUUGUAACAUAAAAUUUGUUUAUUAACUGUAUCAGUCUUACAUAUACACUUUUUUUCCAGAUUCUUUGUGUUACUCUUCGUUUAUUUGGUGGCUGGAAUUCUCAUUAAAUGGUACAAAAUGGAAGUUGAGACCGUACCAGAGGUGAUACCUAAUUACGAGUUCUAGGCUGGAAUUCCAUCACUUGUUAAGGUGAGACGUGCCAUAUCGUGAUGUCUUUUGUAGAGCCACGGUAAACAAUCCAACAUUAAAGAAAUUUGGAAUCGCGUUUACGGCAGGCGACAAACGUUAGACUCAAACUGACAUUUUUAAAAAAUUAAAAUUAGGUAAUGAGAGGAUAGAAACGGUCUCAAACAAUUCUUAUAUAUGAAAGCUACUGUAAGUGACAUGCAACAGUUCUUUUAGUGCAGAAAUAGACUGUGAAAACAGCCGACAUUUCGCAACUCCACUUCUGGUUUCCCCGCGAAAUGACGUCUGCGAAACGAGCUCAUACUGAGGACGCGUCACCACCCAGAUCUGGGUACGUAUAGUGCCUCUGAUUGGUCGUGCAACUGGAGAAUUCGCUUCAGCCAAUCAGAGGAACUACUCAGAUCUGGGUAGUGACGCGUCAUCAGUAUGGAAUUUUUGCACUCGUCUCCCGGCACUGGUUUCUCCUAACGAAAUGUCUGCUAUUUACUCAGGCUACGGUAGAAAUAAUGACAGUAAACGAUCAGUGAAGAGAAAAAAACUUGGUCAAGAGGUACAAACUGCCAUUUGCCUUUUGCCGCAUAAAUGGAUUCUAAAUCUCUGCAAUGUCGCACAGUAGAAUGCUUAACUGAUUAGAGAACUACUUAUCAAGACCUACAAGUAGAAUGCGAGCACAGCCGCUUCUCAUCGCUCCCCUUCGUCGCUAAAGACAUUGCAGAGGCGGUUCUCACUCGCAGGCUUAGUCAAAACGGAGUAUACACAUUAAAUCCACCAUUUUAAGCUCUAAGGUGUUAUGUGUAUGAAUAAACUACUUACUAACCGAAUUUACAAAUGAAGUUGACCAUGAAGUUGAUGCUGGAUACUGAAGUGUUAAAGAGAAGCUAAAACGUCUAACAUGUCAGGAGCUUGAAUUCCUAAAUUACUUCGGAUGUCAGAUCUCAAGGAUUCGCUUUCGAAGUACAGUCAACUAUUUCAUAGCAACCACUUCUAGUAAGCGACCACUUUGUAAAUAACCGUAAGGGUUUUGUUUCUCAGUCAAAUACUGUUUUAAAAACUCUGUCGUAAGCGACCACUACUUAAAUUUCUUAAACAGAUCCCGCGACCACUUUUUAGGCCAGAAAUUUGACAUAUUCCUUUGUUUUCUGUCUGCCGUGAGCGACUAACCGGCAAGAUCACGUAUGAUUGUAAGAAAACCACUACUCGAAUGUCACAAAAGUUCAGUAUUUUUAUGAUUAUAGCAGUUGACUUACCACAAAGAUGGCUGUCAUACGAUUUGUGGGUAAAAAAGUGGAUUGUUACAUUCAUGCAAAAUGUAAUUAAUGUCUCAACAGUUCCCAGCGCUAUUCGAUGCGAAACUGUAAGGUAUAUAAUAGCUUUAUAUAAUAACGUUAACGUGAUCAGUUCAGUUUGAGCUUAUUUUCUUGAUUUUUCCCGAAGACGACCGGCCACCUCUCGUAAGAGAACACUUUCUCGUGCACCAAGGGUGGUAAGAGAGUUGACGGUAUAAUUUGCCUGGGUGGUCCAUAUAUACCGUAAAGCCGGUAUUUUGAUUUGAAAUAUGAUGAAAUAACGUUUUCCCUCGGCAAGCGAAGUCUGUACGACAAUUUUUUUAUUUUAGUAUUAGUAUUAUUAUUAUUAUUAUUAUUAUUAUUAUUAUUAUUAUUAUUAUUAUUAUUUCUUUUCUUUUCUUUGUUUGUUUUUUUUGUUUUUGUUUUUUAAUUUUGCUUCGUUUUUUUUAAUCAUCCAAUCUCAAGCAGCAUUUGUAAAUUGCCUAUACGUAGCGAGAUUUACAAUUGUACAUUCAAAAACACAAAUAAAGUUUCCACUAUUAUAUUAUUAUCACCAUUAUCAUUAUCACUGUCAUUGUCAUUGUCGUGAUCAUUAUCAUUAUCUUUAUCAUUAUCAUUAUUAUUAUUAUUAUUAUUAUCAUUAUUCAUACGAGCGCUAACGUGGCUCUAUUUCCAAUAACAUAAAAUUUCUUGUCCUGAUGCUCUCAUGGAAUCCUCUUUUAAACGAGAAAACAGCCCAAUGAAAACACUGGAAUUUCAGGGAAACAAAAUUAACAUAAGUUGUUUCUGACGUCAUAGAUUUUUCAGUGUUACCCUCUUAGAGAUUGGUCAUUGUUAGGUGUCUUGUGACGUCGAAGUACCCAAGGAGAGUGUGCCGACUGUUGAAAAAAAACCCUUAAUAUAUAACACCAUGAUAAAACGUCUUAUUGCGAGGGUAUGUUACAUCUGACUCCUGUUAUCUUUUCACUUAAUUACUAAGACAAAAACAAGCUAUUCGUGAUACGGGAGUUCGUAAUAUAGUGGUUUUUACGUCUAUUUUUUCUUUUAACGUUACUGAUCACAAUAGUUAGUAAUAUGGAUCUAUUUACAUAGGAAAAAAAAGAUAAAGUAAGUAGUUCUACCGUCAACCUAGCGGAAGCUGAUCGUGGCUGGUACAGGUAUUGCGUCAGAUAUGUAUACAUUACGCUCAGGUGGAUAGAGAGAAAUUUUGCACCUAAACGUCUUGUCAAGAAAAGAGUGAUUUAAAAACUACUCUAAUUUCUUAUUCAAUUUCCACAGGAUGGAGGUUUGUUCACGUGCCAAGGAUUGAAGUCUGGAUGCACUUCUCUCUGCCAGAAAUGUAGUAAAAAUGGCUAUGGCGAGAUAUAAACAAUUAGAAGAAGUCCUUUAAAGUUAACCAACCUCGCAAUCUAAAAUUGCCCAGUAUUGAGUUCGCUCUGACUGCAAAAUAAAAGUACAGUAGACGCAUUUUUUCAGGCAAGCACCUCUCUGCCGGCACGAGCGUGAGCAUUCCUUUACUUUUGUUUGCAAAGUUACUCCGCGCAUAACCCAAGCACGUAUUUUAAAAGCGACAAGCGGCGAAACCACGAAGGGGUAAGCCUGAGAAGAAAAAAAUUGUCUCCUCCAAAUCCCUUAUUGUAGCGUAACGUUAUUACUUGCAAUCGCGCUGGCUGGGAUAACUGAAAACAGGAUGGAUUUUAAGAUAAAAGGCGGACUGCGAAUAAUCCUGUAUCCAUGCAACCUUACCCCAAGGAGAGCUCUGGGAAUGAGGAUGGUAACCAUGAGAAACUGGUGUUUACAUUGAGCGGUAAUUUUUAAAAUGAAGAGAGAAAAUGGGGUAAUAAAUGAUAGAUAACAAAAAGUUUUAGUUUCGUGAAGUCAUAACCUGAUAAAACCUGAAUGCUGAGCAGGAAUCAAGAUCAAGAGAUUUACAACAUCGAUAUGUAAAGAAAAAAAUUGUAGCGGAAAAGAGUUUCAUUUUGAAGGGAAUGUCUAAAGGACCAGACUAACGACCUAUUGGCACAAUUAGGUACAUACCAAAGGUUUGUUAGAGUACCCCUGGGGGAGGCAACAGGUACUUCCGGUAUUUUAUAGCAUGGGCGAUUGCAUGACUUACUGCGGAUGUGUUUUUAAAACACUUUUAUUUUUUUUUUUAACAUUACUUCUUAUGUAAAUAUCCUCGUGAUUUCCGACCUGAAUAAAUUUUUAAAAAAUGCUGUCUCAAGUUUCUUCCUUUAGAUGCUAAUUAUAUGUGACUCUUAGCCACUGAUUUACAAGGAUUAGUUGAACUUUAACUAUUGAGGGUUGAAAGGCCAUGUUCACGCUCACGUACUUAUUCUCUGGUGGGUGAUUGAAGUUGUGUAUAAUGCUAGGAAAGCAAAUCAAUACAGUAAAAGUUCUCAUUAUUAUCUGGAUAUUUUCUUCGGGGGAGUUCUCGGGAAUUUCCCAAGAGACCUGUGACAAGAUCGAUGACUGUUCAUGCAAAAAAAGCAAUGGGAAAAUCAUCAACUUACGAGAAAUCGAUGGAGGCUCGAAGGCAGCGUAAGUAUUUUUAUUCGCUCUUCACGCGGGUAGUGUGAGAUGACAUGAAUCUGUGCACUUUCUGAUGAUUAUCACAUAUCAGAGCGAUCAAAAUGUGUCAAUAAUUUUGCAAUCGGCGUAGCCAGGGUCGAAACUGGUAGGGGAUAAGCAGGGUAUAUUUCUCUCUCCUCUGACUUAAACAGGACUAACCACUCAAAGGCCUGUGGGACCCGUCCUUUAAUUAUUACUUCGAAAAAAAAAUAUCUAGGUAAUCAGCACAUUAACAGCAAAAAGGUUCUCUCGAACCCCGGGGUCUCGAACCAAGCUCGAAAUAUGAGCAUCGGCAUGGCUGCGUAACCUCCGAAAUAAAAGUUUGUAUGGGGAGCGAUUUAUAGGAAUUGUAUGGGUUUUAGUGUAAACAGGUUUGCUCUCUCUAUAAUCCGUCCAUACAGGGACGAAACCGGUUGAAAAAAAAACAUAAAAUGGCCAUAAAUCGGCUCGGGAACCGCAGGAAGAAUCACGCAACUUUUAAAAGUGAGGUUAGCUGAUUCUUAUUUAAAUUCUUUCACGUCCGUAGGUAAAAGAACAACUGAUUUUUUCCUCAUACAAAUUCUUAUAGUCAAACGUCACGGUAAAAUGCCGAUGCUAAUUCUUUUUUGGGUUAGGCUACCUCUUGUGUUUGCAUAGGCUGGCGUGACAGAGCAACGUUUGAAGGUGAACGGACAGGGGUAUAAAGGCGCGCUAUAACGCAUGGAAGGGAAUCUUUCACCGUGUGGUCAAAGGCGCGAAAUUUGCAAAUGUACUUCGAAGCUAAAUAUAAGGGUAUUUUUCUUUCACCAUUUAAAGGUUUACAAUGUCCCUUUUAUUAAAAAAAAAAAGGUUUUUUAGAAACCUCUUCUCCUCUUCUUUCUUCGUACUCACUCGUCCUCGAAAUUUUUUUCUUCGCUCCGAAAAAAACUGACUGGCCCCUCCUACACAUGCCAGAAAAAAAUGGUUUCCCUCAGAGCCGUUUUAGUGUCGUCACGCAGCAAUCUACAACCCAGAUUUCCCAUGUAAAGACAGAGUGAGAUAAGUCACGCAACACCACUUCUCGCCACUUUAGAAAAAUAAGGAAACUGAGCCGAGUUAACUUUCGCAAAGACCUGUUGGCCAAUAGCUGAACGGCGAGUCCUCAGUAACGAUCCCAGAAGUCUUUGCGAAAUCUGAUUCUCUCCAGUUUCCCUCUCGUUUUUAAAAUGGCAAAUUGCACCAGCUUUUCCUUCUUACGCACCCCCCCCCACCCCCCGCCGCCUCCCCCCCAACAGAUCUUUUUCCCGAUACCUGCCAUCUUUGAACGCGCUUUAGGAUUGAUGAGAUAAAAGCAAUGUCACGUUAUACUGUAUUUGAGAGGCUAACAAGAAGUAAAAUUUGCCAAUAGGAGAAAUCGCGGCCGAGAUAUUAUCUUCUCUCAAAACUAGAGGACGAUUUAAGUUCCGCAAAAUGCACAGUUCUAGUUUCGAAAAGUUCUACGUCAUUGUUGCUUGAUGUGAGAACAUCUACGGUCGCUACUGCGUCUCAAAACGUGAAAAUGAUCACUUCUACCCAUAAUUUGUCAUUAUCGUUUUUAAGAUAACAAGUUCUUCAUUUUCUGUUGUGUAGAAUAAACAAACUCAACAGCGACUUUUUGUAUUGGGAGAUUUUAGUACUUGUUUGCCCCCUGAGAAGCCACGUGACAUCGCUUUUAUCCCAUCAGUCUUUAAGCGCGUGCAAAGAUGGCAGGUGUCAAGAAUAAGGGCCCCUUGAAAAGGCUAUUAUUUCUGGAAUAUCUAACUUUUAGGUUGCAUCCCACAAGCGAGGGAGGCUGCUGAGCAUUAAUUGUUAAUUAAUUUAUUGAUUGUUACAGUUUCAAUAUGGCUUUUUCAAAACAAUCCCUGGGUCAAUUGACUAGUACGUUAAUUUUUUAUAGUUUUAAAAACAUUCCAACUGUUCGCAGUAAGCAAUAUACAUUUGACUGGAAUCCUUGUACGAGCUUCAGCGAAAACUCUGAAUGUCUCAAUAUGCUGGUAAGUUAUUAAAAUUUUCAAUUUUGAUUAUAAUGAAGUUCGGAUAUAACACGCACUCUGAUUGGCUGAGAGUAGAGGUUAUGUGAGUAUAAAACACGGAGGUCAAGCUGUCACAUCACCUGCCAUUAGUCAUAUUUAAGCAGUUUGUUUUCAAAUUUUCGUGUUAAUAACGUCCAGGUUUUCAUGGGCCACAAUUCGGCCGGAUUUAAGUGAACCUUUUUACCUUUAGAAACUGAUUUUUGGCGUAAAAUUUCCUCUGCAUUCGAAUUCGGAGAGCGUUUAGCUCGUUUCACUUAGUGAUAGCUGGAAAGUGGAAGCAAAAACAAACAGCGCCAUGUUUCAUAGCCAACGAUAUCAAUUUGCUUUUAAAUAAAACCCCAAGUGUCAGAGGUUUCUUUUUAGUUUAAUACCCUUAAAAACUCAAGCGGCAAAACGGUGAAAAUGAGGCGUAACGCGUUUAGGGGAAAUUCUUGAGCCGUUCUUAAACCACGGACUGGCACAAUAUUUUAGCUUCAUCAGGUGUAUUAUUUUUUGAACGAACCUUUUGAUGCCCGGAUAAACGACACCCAUAUAUCAAAACCCUUUCAAUCAACCAAAGCGGAAACACAUCGUUUAUAGAUAGUUGACUAAAACUGUGUGCUUCCAAACAAGGGUAUAAAAAAGACUGUCAAAAUGGAAAGGCGGUUUUUAUACGAUCUCAGGAAAAGUAACUCUCUUAUUUUGCGCCAUUAUUAGAUUGAUACAAGUUUAACAUAAGAAGACUACAAUCACAAUUUGACAACCCAAUUGAUAAAAAAAAAGCAAAUAAAAUCAUGUGAAAACGACGUCGGAGAACUGAGGUUAUGGUGUACUCGGAAAAGACGUGCGUACCUCUAGAAAAAGCCUAGCUACUGACACUUUCUUUCCUUUAGUAUGCAGCCUAUUAUAUUGCAGGCGGUUUUACUGUGAUUCGCUCUCUUGUAAGUCUAGAAUUUAUGUAAUACAAUCGCUAGAAACAUCAGAACUGCAAUUAAGCCCAUGUUUCGCAAUAAUUUCUUUUUCCUGUUUUGUUUUUUGUUGUUGUUGUUGUUUUUUUUUUUCCUAUUCAAGAUGUGCCAGAAAAAUUUGCAUUCUACAGAUGAAAACAACCCAUGUGCGCAGAAGACCUCUAAAUUUAAAGUUAACAAGGAUGGUACAACCACCAUUAUCUACCAGUCAUUUACUGACAGCAAGGACUACAAACGGUUCGUAACUAAAUUUCAGGUGUUUAUUUGGGAAACUCUAUAAUUCGGUUUAAUCUGAUCAGCAGAAAAUGCAUUGACAAUGUAAUGAGUCAACAUUUCGAGUGAAUUCAUUAAAUCCUGAAUCUGUCAGGUCGAUGAAAUCUUAUUGCGCGAUCAUUGAAAACACAAAACCUGUGAUUCAUUUUGUUAAAAUGUUCAACUUCAGAGUCAUUAAAACCAAUCUUUUACUCAACAUAAUCAAUGACUAAAGUUCAGUUAAGUUUUGUUCAUGUUACUUUGCCCGGUUCUAAUGUUACCAUGCAGGAAGAUCAUGAAGUCACUUUCGCGUGUGAAAAAGAUAUUAAGUAAACAGCGAGGGCUUUGUGUUUUUUUCCCCCUCAGCCUCAAACCAGCUCGAUUGAUUUUUUAAGCCUUUAUUUAGUGUCAUUUUUUCCUUUUUUACAGAUCAGUGGAGAUCACACUUAAAUGUGACGAAUCCCAGUAUCCAGGAAAUACAGGGAGCGGAGUAACAGAAUUUUACGAACCAAAAAAUUCAGCCUAUGUAAGGUUUUGACGAAUAAUCGUUUUUUGCUCUUUUUUUGGCAAGUUAUCCAAGUCCAAUCAAGAUGUUGUUCUGUUUCAAACUUUUUCAAGGCCAGGUUCAAAUACCGAAUGUUUCAUGAGCACAACUUCAUUCAAAUUAGGAGGACCUCUUUUAAUAAAAAGUACUCGUGCUUAAUCGGACGCUGAUCUAAUAAUUCGCUUCUAAUACAUUUUAGAAUAAAUGUUAAAAUUCCUGAACAUGCUAUAACUUUAAUUUAUGCAUUAAAAUCGGCACGUGAAAAGCUGGGCAUCCGAAAAUCCCCGGCCCAAACAUAGGCGACAAUACAAGAGUGGAUGAGUUGUUCUAACAUGAAAUAUAUGAAGCUUUUGAUAUUUUUAAUUCAACACAUUAAGUUCAGCUCAUGAAACAGAUUACUUCUCUUGAGCGCUUCCAAGAUGUGGAAAGCCGCAUUUUUAGUGUGCUAAGAUGGCUAAAUAUCGCAAUUGAUAGGGUUCUUGGGCUGCACCCUGCUAUUACAGCGUGACUGAUGUGUCUUUGACGCUGUACGGUUAGUGUAUAAUCUGGGACAGUUUUGCAGCUUCGCAGCUUCCGACUUGGAAGAUUUCUUUCCGUAACAUAUACGAGUUGGUUUAUUCGAUUCAAUUUUUUGUUUCUGUUACAAUCUGUUUCCUCGUAGACUAUGGUUUUUACAUCCAGAUGCGCGUGUGACAAUGGCUGUGAUAGUCCAUCAGAAUCAGGAAGUAGCAAACUCAGUAUUGGAAGUAUUUUAUUGAUAGUGUGAGUUCAAAUAGAUUUUAGCUAUUGUAUUGAGUUAUGGAUCCGCAUAUUUCAAUACUUUGUACGACCUCAUGGAUCAGUUUAGGUUUGUGGGAAACUGCCUACCUACCCCUCCCCUAAAUUAACAUCUUGCCCUAAACGAGAAGUAAGUGUUAACGUUGGCUUAGGGGAGGGGUAGGUGGGAAGUUUCCCAGAAACCUAAAUUGAUCCCAUAAAUCCCAGUUUCAGUAACGUCUGCGGAGCAGCGCCGAGACUCAACGAUCCGGAAAUGCUUUUCAGAUUUGCUUUUAUUCUGAUUGACAAAUCGACAUUGAAUAGACUAAUCAUGGCUCGUACUCAAAUCCUGGUACACAGCAGGUGGGGGCGAUCGAAGAGCAAGGAUUUCGCAGCUGUUUUGCCUUACCACAGUUAAGUUUCGUCUGUGGCGCACGCUACGAAUGCAGCCGCUACUCAUCUUUUCAGCAACGUCUUCAUCCUCCAGGGACAAGGAAAGAUUAGAAAGGGCAGUAUUCCCAGGCUACUAUUUUGUUCUACUUGCGUAAUGUUUUUACAUCUUUUUUUUUUCAGGUUUUUCGCAUUGCUUCUUGUUUAUUUAAUUGCUGGAGUUCUUAUUAAAAGAUACAAAAUGGGAGUAGAAAGUGUGCCGGAGGUGAUACCUAAUUACGAAUUCUGGGCUGGAAUUCCAUCUCUUGUUAAGGUAAAUAGAAGCCGACUUUACCAAGGUAUUACUUAAAGUUUAACCCAUUGAACACGGAACCAGGAAGUUUUAGCUGUGGAAUCCGGAUUCCUGGACUUUGGAAACUGGAAUACAGCUCACGGAAUCCGCAAUCCCACUCAAACGAUUGGAAUCCAGAAUCCAGUACUUAAAAUCCAGAAUCCACGGUAUGGAAUCCAGAAUCCAAGACUGUCUUGAUUUUCCGUACAUGGGGCGAAAUCUAGCCACAAGUUACUUUUGUACUUUGCAUUAGUACUGCUCUUCUAAGGAUUCGUCCUUACCCCCACUCUUACAGUCUCUGAUAUAACCUCUCUUUUCAGGAUGGAGUUAUAUUUACAUGUCAAGGCGUAAGAUCUGGAUGUUCUUCAUUGUACCAGAGGUCCAGUAAAAGUGGCUAUGACAAGAUUUAA